Molecule: messenger RNA, 70588 nt
Organism: Lymnaea stagnalis (great pond snail)
Lineage: Eukaryota; Metazoa; Mollusca; Gastropoda; Lymnaeidae
Source: the annotation of a GenBank genome assembly
ACUUCCUGUGUAUUUAUCGUAUUGUUGGAAUCCGUUGUGAUUGUUUUAGUGACCUGUGUUACGUCUACUAUUAGACAUUUAUUACUUGAUGGUUUACAUUCAAUCGGUUUGCAUGAGGUCCCUCGCAGUUCAAGAUAUGUAAGUGCUUAAUUUUGUUUGUGUUGAAACAAAUAAGCCUAUUGUUUAAAUUAGCAUAUUUAGUUUCAGGGGCUAGGCCUAGGGCCUAGGGCUAGGGCCUACGUUGAACAUGUCUGCUAAAAAAUAAACUUUCUGAAUACAAUAUUAUAUGUUAAAAUAACAUAAAAGUAAGAAUGUAAUACGAGAAGUAGAGCUGAAUCGAUGUGACUGAGUUAAUAGGAGUGAGAUAGUUAAUAUUAAAAUUAACUAAGAAUGAGCCCACCAUCGCAUUAAAAUGUAACAACAUCCAACCUUGGCCUUGGUCUGAUUCUCAUUCUGAUUGAUUGGUCUUGCAUGAGUUAAUCAGUCAAAAUUAAUAAAAGUAAAAGCCAAAGGUUACUUAGGUUACUACUACUAACAACUAAACUAGUCUUCUUAAUAAGUUAGUAAUUAAGUAAUAAGUUAAUUUUUGGCUUGCCUGGAGUCUGAAGCAUCAGAAAUGUCUGAGGUAGUCACAUUCUCAUUAUCCAGUGUGCAGUUCAGGUGUAUAACUUAUUAUAUGACUUAUUUAUUUCUUAACGAAAUUCAUAUUUUCCCAUUUGAAUUUAACACAUGUAAAUUCUUUAACUACUUCAGCAUCGGUUAUUAAAAAAUUGUGUGUUGUUCUGGUUUGAAGUUGAAGUUCUAUUUAAAGGGUUAUUGAAAGUUAUUUGUUUAUUGAUUAGAUAAAAUUCUGUUAUUGAUCCAAAUAAAUGGAAAUUUGUUUUAUGAUAUUGUGCAUAUGCAUUUCAGCACAUUUAUAAAAUAAUACAAGACAAACUUUUUAAAAUAAAAAAUGUAAAAUAUUUAAUAAUUUUUAAAAUUGAAAAAUUUAAACAAUUCAAAUUCAAUGUAUGGAAAUAUAACACAGUUUGAGUUUAUAUAAUCUCCACUUAAACAAUUGCAGAACAUGAACUCAUGCAAAAAUGAAGGGAAAAGGCCGCGGCUUGUGCCAAAAUGUACUUUCAGUUUACAUUUUGCGUGCUUCCACAUAUUUUCAACAUUCUUCUUCUAUAUAUUUAGUAUUGAUCAUUCUGGCUCCUGUAGGCCCGAAAAAAUUGUUCCACAUAGUCUUGUCAAGAAAUUACAAUACAAGAUUGAGUUUGUUAUGAGUAAAAAUUUUCAGCUUCUAAACAGUCAAAGAAACUUUCAGAUCAAAAAAUAUCCAACACCACUAUCAUUUGGAUGGACAAAAUUUUAUUGAUCGAUCAUAACGGAGUGGUCGUAGAUUCCCUGUCUGAUCAGGUUUAUCUUUGAAUAAGCCACCCAUCCGAGAAAAGGGUGACCACUCUGACUCUCUCUUUCUAUGCCUCUAAAAACUCAGUGGCCCUCUCCACACUGUCCUAUUAAUAGACAUUGAUAAAAUAACCUGUUAAAUAGCACUUCAAAUGGGAACAACAAAAUAUUUAAAAAACCAACACUGAAGUGGUAAAUUACCCAAUUAACUCCAGUUUUUUUGUGAACAUGCCUUCAAUUUGAACAUUUCAUUUAGCAUACCAACUUAUAGGUGAAAAAAUCUGGCAUAUAGUGUGAAAAAAAAAUGGGCAGAUCCUUUACUAGCUAUGUACCAAUGAUGGAUGUUCAACGCCAAUUAAGAAUUAAAAGGAAAAGUUUGCGCUGUAAAAUGUUUUUUUUAGAUCAUUGGAGUUAAUUUAAUAAAGAAUACACAUUAUUUUACAGGGGAAAAUGCAAAAUUCAUUAAGAAAUAAUAUUGAGGUAUUUGCACACAAUCUUUAAAUUGAAAUCUUCGCAUCAGCUUAAAGAAAUUAUUAGAUAGAUUAUGUCACACACACAAAAAUGGUGGAUUAAAGUUAUCACUAAACUAUGUAAAUACCAAACUUUUUUAUAUAUCGCCUUUUUAUGGACCAAUUGAAUUUCAGGAUAAUGAUUGUAGAAUUUUUGCAUGUUAAUUUUCAUAUGGUAACAGCAAAUACUCAUCCCCAUAUACACCCAUCUAAAUCAACCAUUCCCCCUCACUGCAUAGGAAGUAUUGGAUGGCCUCUAACUGCAAUAAAUUUAUAUAAAAUAAUUGAAGAAACAGGUAACAAACUUUAAAUGAAGGUGAGACCUAAUUAUUAUUCAGAUUGUUUAAGACAAUAUUCAAUGAAUAUGCUAACAGAUUUUUUUGUUUUUUGACUGGCAUAAAUUUAAAUUCAGUCUUAAAAUCCAAUGCAUGAAAAAUAGAAGAGCUAUUUUGAAAAUUAUUUUGCAUAAUUUCAAUGCAGAUGUUAGAUCCCAUGACUGGAUUGAUUUUAAAGAUAUAGUAGCUUCUUUUUUUUAAAACAAAUACAAUUUUUGAAAGGAACAUUUAUGGAAUGCAAAUGCUUAGAUUAACAAUAAUCAUCUUUCAUAAUUAACAAAAAGUAUAUUUGACAUAAAAAGAAACCCAAUAUUCAACAAAUAAAAAACACAAAUUUCCCUCUUCCCUAUAAAAUCAAAGUAUUUAUACAAGCCAUUGCUUUUCAUUUAUUGAAUAAAUGAUGCAAACAUGCUUCCAUAUAUGCUGUAUUUGUUUCCCCCACAUGUAGAAGAUUUGUAUUAACUUAGCAGUGUUCACUUUAAAGUUCAUCCCAACUUAAAAGCAGUUGUUUCCUGGAAAUUACUUGAGAUUGAUCAUUUAAUAUUAAAUUGUAAUGUAGAUAACAUUUUUGGUAAAAGUUUGUAAACAAUUUUUUACAAAAAUAUUCUACCAUGGCUUAGUAACAUACAUUUUCUUAAUGUUGAGCCUUUUCAAUGUUUUCUUUGCUUUUAACCAAUUAAUGGUUAUGGUUUUAGGGUCUGGCAGGUGCCAGUGUAAUAUAUUUUAAAUGUUAACUAGAUGUGCUUGCUUGGAACUAAAUUUUGGGUGAAAUUGAAUGAGUCCUCUUAGCUACCUUAAUUGGAUGUGUCUUAUUGAAAUGGAUUUUUAACAGUAAAUAGCAUGAUAUUAUAAACUUAAUUAAUUUUUAAAAAUUAGAUUCUGUUUUAUAUUCUAAUGUCACAACACACAUUUUUAAUUGAAUUAAGGUGCCACCUCUGAGGUUAAGACUUAACAAUAUUUAAACUUAUUUAAUCAAAAUACCAGAGAUUCAACUAACAAUUAUUCUUUUGCUAUGUUUGAUUGAGGACCAAUUCAAAAUUUGUGUCAUUUUCUUUCUUCAAGAUUUUCAUGUAAAGUGACCACUAGAUGUAUGUAAAUGUUUGCUUUUUGUCAAAAAUUAUAUUACAAUGUCACAGAUUAAAAAAAAAAAAAGUUUCUCUUCUUUGAGCCCUUGCUGAAUUACAUCAUGAUGAAUGCUUUUCAUUUAUUUAAAUUUUAAUUACACUUCCAAGAACCACAAUUGCUAAAUUGACUUCCUCAUCCUUUCUCUGAACAAUACCAUACAAAAUGAGGGCGGGGGAAAUUCCAUGUGAUUCAAUAUUUAAUAGUUCUAAACAGUUGAUGCUCAAAUCCUGUCCUUAAGUUUGCCUUGAAGUGAAAAUUUUUUGUUUCAAAAAAAGGUGAUUUUCAAAGGUAUGCUAAAAAUUCCACAUUCUUCUCUUUUGACGAUUCAUUCGAUUUUGUCUCUUCAGACACCUUGGGCUCAAUUUUUCCUGCUUUACAGUUUGAAAAUGACGUAAAAUGCUACGUGAAUAUGUCGUGCCUCACUGUAUAUGUUGUUAUAUUUACUAUACUGGCUUAUUAUUACUAUGAUGAUGAUGCUAGAUAACAAUACAGUUUUUUUUUGUUUUGUUAAAGUAAAGCGGUUACACACCCAGGGUUGCAAAAUGUACGGACAUCCUGGAAAAUCGGACUUUAAAGUGAUCUGCUGUAAAGUUGGUAAGAACUAACCAUGCAGAAUCACCUACAAGAUUAUGCGCCGCAUAACAUAUUUCUAUACUUAAUAUAUAUAGCCAUACGCCAGGGCUAUUUGAAUUGUUUUGAUUUUGAACGCCACAUUUUGGACUCAUUGAUACAAAAACACGUGUCCGUAGAAAUAGUGUUCUUUCGUCAGGAUUUUAACAUUUAAGGCCAUAGACGCCAUUGUCGGUCAAAAGAAAAAAACAAAUGAUUUGGCAACCGCACAAGCGCACAAACUGGCGGUGGGCAACCUCAAGGUAGGUCAUUUCGGAAAAUAAUUACAAACUAAAGAAAAUAUCAAUGUUCAUGUGAGUAACAGUUAAUAGUGAUUAAACAAGUGAAAUAUUAUUAUGUGUUUAACAAAAGUGCAAAAUGCAAAACGAAAGAAGAACGUGGUACUCUGGUUGUGUGUUCAGUACAAUAAACAAAGUGACCGCCUCCCCCCUCCCUCAUAACCUCUUACAACAAACACACACUGGGCAUAAUUCAGGUCACCCUUAGUCCAGAGAAUUCCGAUCAGUCAACACGUUCGUUAAACACUGUCCACAAAUAAGAUAAGACAUAGACCAUACCAAGACAGUUUCGCGACAUUCCUAUCCACGAGUUAGAGGUUUCCAUCUACACCACAGACCUGCUAUUGCCAAUUACAUUCACGUCCGUUUCACAGAACAGUUGGUUAUUGACGUGUGUUCGUUUUUGUGUGUGUGCUGAUGAUGAGUUAGAAGUAAUCGUCCAUGUUUAGGUCGUUGUAGCAUAUGCGUUUUGACGGAUAUUGUGGAGGAUUAACUUUGUUGGAGAUCCUGAAUCCAUCACAGCACUGCAAUAUAAAGCCACGCUAAGCUUGUUUCAUUGAAUGGAAAAUAAGUAAAUGAUAACAUGACGUAAAAUAACCAUUUGUGCCUAAAAGGGUUCAACUCCACACCCACUCCAUGUAGAUGGACAAAUAGGUCACGGUAAAUAAAGGAUGCGGAUGUGAACGAUUAAACUCUGAGAUCAUCGGUACUUAGUAUGUACGUCGGUUGUCAUUGUGCUAUUGGGGAUUACAUCAUCGAGUUGUAUUUAAUUCCUACAGUGACAAUAUUUACAGUCCAGUCAAGAGACUGGCCAGCAGUACUGCUUCAGGGCACGACUGUGUUUACUAUCUUGCCAACAGGUGUCUACAUUUGAAUAUUCAGGGGCGUAACAACCUGUUGGAGUAGGGCACCAAGUUUGUCCCAGCAUUUUCUAGAAACCCGUUUUCCCCUGGCUGUAGCAAUAAUAAAUAAAUUAUAUAAGCUGGACAGAGUCGUCAAUAGUGCUUCCGAUGACAUCAUACACCAACUCAUGUACAGUGAAACUUGACGCAAACCCCUGGGGCCGAACCAAAAGUUGGUCUUAUUUGUAGGGAUGGUGCUGUCAGCGGGUUCAGUCGACGUUAAAAUACCAUUCCAUGACGGAUUGAGUCACCGCCUAUGUAGUUGAUGCAUAUUUCAAAGCUAUUUAUUUUGAGGCUUCACUGUGCAUGGCAUGUCCUACUCCACGUGAGCAUCGGAUUAUUUCUUCAAAGCUACUCACAGAUGAACACGGGAAACUUUUUGGCUUCAGUAAUGAGUUUAUAUCUCCGGUUGGCAGUUAAUAUUAUAGCGACAAUAUUAUUGACUAUUGACCAUUAAUCUCGCCUCCAUGUUAAAGUUUUAUGCCAUUAAAUAUACCUUUGUCUCGUGUCCACGGCCGUCGCGUGACUCAUGGAGGCCCACUGCCAAUUUUUCGGUUUUGUGCCCCCUGCAUCAAACAUAUCUUAUAGUUAAAUUUUGUUCUCCACAUCAUCACAACUUUGUGCCCCUUAAAUCUCCAAGGGCCAUCCUUCAGAAGCAGGGGUGGCGGGGCCCUGUUCAUGGUUUGGAUUAUUCCUUAUUACCAGAGUAAAGGUCUUUUUACAGUUUAAAAAAAAUAAUUUAUUAAUUCAAUUAUAGUGAUAUAUUUGGUCUACGUGAUUUUAGGAAUAUCUCCUCAGUAUUAAAAGACAACUGAAGUAUUUUAGUUCAACUUUUUAACAUUUAAUUUUAAUAACAUUUUCAGGAUUAAAAAAACAACAACAAUGCUGUCUAUAGAUAAUGUCUUACGUUCUUAACAGCUUCACCUCCCUCUUGUCUUUAAUCUACCAACGAAAAUGGAAGAAUUGGUAUAUACUAUAUGUUACAGUUACCGGUAAUUUGAAAAACCAUUCUACUACUAAAUGUGUCUGUCAUGGAUUUUUGAACAUCUCUCAGAUAGUAUGGCGUAAAUGCAUUAUUUAUUAAAAUAGUCAACGUGAAAAUACACACCCUUUAUUUAAAUAUUUAAUAAAAACCAGCUGCUGGGGCGUCCAACAUUCCAGCGUCUCGUUUUGGGGAUAUUUGAGAUGGGUGCACUUUUUGCUUUGUGGCGCACUCAGUAGGUCACCUAAAUGCAACAAGUCAUUUUACAGCUGCCAUGUGUGCCAGCGACCCGCACGCAAUCUUUGUUGCCAAGUUACAGGCUCGCUAUUCGUGAGAGGAUGGCUUGAUGGUUAAUUUAUUGUAUACAUGGACAGUGGUGAUCUUAUCGUACAAUAUCACAAGGUCGGGCUUAAUUGAGGAAACAUGGCGGUUCCCAGCAAUAUUCGUAUAAAUUUAUGAUGCUGUUACACCACAUGGUAACUGAACAAUUCAAUUUGUGUUUGUAAGAGUAUUUCACCUUUUUGGGGUUGGGGGGGGGGAUUACCAUCGAUCUUAUUUGCAUAUUUGAGCUAAGAUUUUCUAUUGAAAAUGGAUAUUAAGGCCAAGUGACAUAAUUUAGGACUGGGUUGUUACAUGCUAACGUUUUAGAGUGGUUAUCUCUGCUCCAGUAUUACACUUCUUUCACUGGAGCAAGAGCGAUCAAUACAUGUUUGCGAGACUCUUGAAAAAAAAUUUAAUCAGAGGGAAGAAACGCAGAAUAUUGUAGAAGGAACCCAUGUGUUGAACUUAUUAUAGAUCUUUGAUUGAAAGAGAGAAUGUGUAUUUGUGAAAGUGGAGAGAGGGAGAGUGCCCCCAGAAUCUCCUCCGCUCUCGAAAAUGAGAUUUUAGAUUCGGUCCACUGUGGAAGAAAAUAGUUGACAACUAGUCUUGGGAGUGGAAGCGAGGAGGCAGGCUAUGGCGGAAUCGAUAAGCAGUCUCCGCUGGUGUGGGAGUGUGUGAGGGAAAGAGAGCUAGUGUGUGAAAUCUCCCUUCUGCCAAUUCACUUUAUUUUCCCCUUAUACAUUUUGUUUUCUAUCCACUCGAAUCGGUUUCCCCCUUUCCUCGUUCAGAUAUGCGAACUUUUUUGCACAAAUUUAUUCCGAAGGCGCCAAGCUCACACCGUGGUUGCGUAAAUUUAAACAGCUCCCCGGUGCUUAAACAUUUUAGAUGAUGGAUCAUUUGAGGAAGAAAUCCAAGUUUGCGCUGAGCGACGCAGGGUGAGUGAUUCAGUGUUGACUGUCCUUUGUGUAACACUGGGGCCGAUCAGCAGGAAAUAGAGAUGGCGACGAGAUGCGACCACCGCCGUGCUGCUGCUGCUUCUUCUACUUGUUGUUUCAACUUUCGCUUAUGGUGGGGGGUGUGUUGGCGGAGUGGGGGCGGCAAAGAUCCUCGCUGGCCGAGAAAAAAAAAGAGAUCUUGAAUUGUGACAUUAAGGAAUGUGUGAUUUGGCGGUUGAUAUUAACACGAACACAUUACAACAAACAGGGGUCUGACGUUUAGCGUUUGUUGUUGUCGUUUCCCUGAGCGUGUGGUGAAAUUGGACCGGUUUCAAGGUCAAUGCCUUGAUGAGACAUAAGACGGCUAGAGUUUGAACACUUAAAAUAUACGGAGAACGGGAUCAAAUGUGUACGACAUUUUGUGUCUUAAGCUGGUUUAAUUUACAUAGUAGGCUUAAUGCGUUGAUAAUCUAACCACGCUAUUUUUGUUUUGUCACGGCUCUACUCUAAAAUUUAGUUAAGGCACAGUUACAUGUGCUAACAGUUGUUUCCAAAGUGACCCCUUCUUCUCGGGGCCCUUCACACACACACACACACACACACACACAUAAUAUAUAUAUAUAUAUAUAUAUAUGUGUAUAUAUAUAUAUAUAUAUAUAUAUAUAUAUAUAUAUAUAUAUAUAUAUAUAUAUAUAUAUAUAUAUAUAUAUAUAUAUAUAUAUAUAUAUAUAUAUAUAUACACACACACACACAAACACACAUAAUAUAUAUAUAUAUAUAUAUAUAUAUAUAUAUAUAUAUAUAUAUAUAUAUAUAUAUAUAUAUAUAUAUAUAUAUAUAUAUAUAUAUAUAUAUAUAUAUAUAUAUAUAUAUAUAUAUAUCCAUCCAUAUAUAUAUACCUUCCUUGGCCAGCAGUCUGUCCAAAACAAAUGUAUUGUUCAAGCUAGACUUCCUGGAUUUGCAAACACAAAAUGCUGUACAGCCUGUGUUCUCUCUCUCCCCGUCUAGCGCCCCCUCCCCUUCCCCCCAAAAAUAAAAGAAAUAAAUAAAAACCAAAAACACAUUUUGGGUCAUAUUUGUGUAAUUUUGUAAUUAAAAAUGUAUUUUGAUACUGAGGAAAAAGCAUAGUAAUUAAAAUGAGAAUACUAUUAAUGAGCUUUUAAGUUCAUUCUAAACAAAUGACAGGGUGAAAUGGGAUUAGUUUCACAAUAAUUUCAUAAAAAAAGGAAUCCUGGUGGGCUGAAAAAUAACAGCUGUCUAGGAUAUACCUGUGCUCAGGGGAGAACAUACAUUUCUAGUUCUUUGUUAGGGUUAAGGUCUUAUCUUUUAUUUAGUUCUUGCUGUAAUAAGGUAAAGAAGCCCCAUUUGUCUAAGGUUGUUCUGUGUAUACUGGUUUAUUUCAAGUCAGGGUGCCUUAGUUUACCUCCACAUCCAAAUUUGCAAACAAUUUCAUAUUUUCAUCAUAUUUGACAAUGUUAUUUUCUUUUGCAUAACUGACUUACAAAAAGACAUCAAAUGAAAUGAAAAAAAAAAUAACAUUUAACAUUUGAGAAAGGCAAAAUAACAAAAGAGGUAAAGAUAAAUUAUUAUGCACCAAGUCAGAUGUACACAUAUAUACACAAGUUAUAAAAGAUUAUUAGCCCCUCUUUUGGCUGUGCCCCAUGCCCCCAAAAGCCCUGGGUGAAGGUACUGUAGUUCAGGUCAAUCUUUUAAAAAAAAUUAAAAAAUUAAAAGCUGCAUUCUUAAAUGGACGAUAACAAAUUUUUUUUAAUGGAAUGAAAAGCUUUACAAAGUUUGUUUCAUUUUCUCUUUUGGAUCUUUUAUUUUUGUCAAGAAAUGCCCUAUUAAAAAAUAAUAAAGCAGAUAUUUUAAAGCUCUUAAUCUCAAAAAAAGAUAAUCCAUAUCUUUAUUUAAUAAGGGUCAAGGGUCUAAAGAGAUGAUUGACAAUUUCAUACAUUGUUAACUCCUGAUCUGAAGGGGCAGUAAUAGCAAUAUGCCUAUAUUAUAGAAUUUAUCUGUCACAAAAUGAUGGCUUCUGAAAAUUUCACCGGGUGAAAUUCAAUUUUUUUUUUAUUUAUUGAAAAAUCUAGCCACCAGGCCAAACAUUUGAUAGAUAUGACUUUCAGUAAACCUCCUUAUUUCAAUAGUUGGGGGUGACUCUAUAUUUAAUAAUAAUUGUCCUGCUUUUAUAAGAAAGUUAGAAGGAAUCUAUAUGUAAUAAAUUGUUUUAAAAAAAAAAGAAUUAGGAAAAAUAAAGUUUUAAAUUCAGUGAUUAAGGGCGCAGUCAAUUUUUUGGGUGUGAAAUGAACCAAUUAGUUUUAAUCAGUUCCUUAUUUUAAUGAAGGCAGUCCUUGUGGUUGUCCUCACCUGAAAUCAAGCUGUUAACUCUGUGCAGUCCCAUUGUUUUUAUUUUUUAAUUUGUUUUUUAAGGUCAUCUUACAUAAUGGGAUACCAUAAAAAAGAGUAGCUAAUUACUACCCCUCAAGUUACAUAUAUAAUUGAGAAAUCAAUGGGGAUUCAUAUUUAAUAAAAUGUAAUUGAAAAUGAUUGUUUUUUUCUUUCAAUCAUGAUUGAAGUGUGAAGAUGAUUUACAUUUUAACAUUUUACACCACCAACAUAUUGUAAGAAGGAAUACAAACUAUAGAACAAAUAGUUCUAAAUUUAUUGCUGUUUAAUUCUGCUAUUUAAUAAACAAAAUUAAAAAAAGUUUUUACAAAUACAACUGUUAGUUUUUAAAAAAUAUUUUUUUUGUGUGAAACUGCGUAAAUAGUGUUUUUGCUGUUACAUUUAGACAAGUGUUUUAAUUAUGCAGAAUUAUUUAAAUGCAAAGUUUUAAACCUAUUUUUUAAUAUUUAAAGGUUCUUUUUAAUAAAAUACAUUUAAAUACAUUAUAGCAACUAAUUUGAAAUAUUUUGUUACUAAACUAUCAAAACUCUAACAAAAUUUAAAUAAACAGAAAAAUAACAACAAUAAAGCUAGAACUUACAUGACUAUAUUAGACCUAAACAAAUACAAAGUGUAAAGUCCUCUAAGUUUAGGGGAUGUUCUAACAAUAAACAUUUAUUUCAUUUAGGCGGAAAUUUUUAUCGAAUGUCAAACAUUUAAUUACCAUUACAGUUUGAUGCUCUUUCUUUUUGAAACAGUAGCACCACAGCAUGGAAUAAGGCUCAUGUACAUAAGUAAAGAAAAACAAAUGUAGAGGUCUGUAGGUGUUCUUUCUUUCCAGUUAGUGUAGAGGUACUUGUUUUUUUCUUCUCUCAUGUGGUUGGCAUAAGCAUUGGUGUAGUCAAAAAUUUUCAACAAGAUCUCCUGAUAAAAAAAUUGUUUGGAAAAAAUUUCUUGUUGAUGAUAAAUAGUUUAUUUGUAAAUUGCAGGUUAGCAUGACAUAAAAGCAGGAUUUUAUUGAUCUAACACAGAUAUAAGAAUAGUAUAACAGUUAUAAUUAUAAUAAUAUAAAUUAUUAUAUAAUGUUAGGAUAAGAAUAGUGACAUUUUUUGCAAACAUAUUUAUCAAGCAUAAAAUCUAAAUAAUAGGCCUAAGCCUAUAGCCUAUUCAUUAGUACUACAAUUAUAAUAUAAACUAUUUCUUAUCUGGAGUUUUUAGUUUUUGCAUCUCAUUUCUUGGUUGCCUGCCCUUUCAGAAUCCAGAAUAUUGAGACCAGGUUUUCAUUUAGGGAUACAUUUAUGUAUGGCCCUGGUCAACAUCUUCAUAUGUUAUUAAUUGUUAUUUAAGUCCAAGUGAAGUGGCAAUGUAUUAUCUGCACUGAUUAGAGGGAAAAAACAUAUUUUAAAGAUAAGGCUAUAUGAAAAAAAUGCCGAAUAACAUAUUUUAAAAAGAAUAAAUAAAUAUCGGCCAAAACGUCUACUCAUUAGAGUUAGGCAAAACACAAAAACAAUAACAACAUUGAAAACUAAAAUCAGCUGUUUGAUCAGCUGAUUAUGUAAACAAAAACUUUUAUUUUUAAAGCCAUAACAGGAUUUGAAAAUAAAAUUAUCAUUACAAAACUGUAAGAUGAUUACUAGGAUCCUAUUAUUAAAUAGCAUAAUAUAUUUUGUUGUUCAAAUUAUUUAGAAAUGUUCAUUUUAUUGGCCUAAUCAUGUGGAUACCUAGACUAUUGAAACUGUACUUGUGUAGUUAAAGAAACAUCCACAACUUCAACGGAUGUUGUUUCAAAUCCCGCUGUGUCCCUAUCAUCAGAAGAGUCACUUAGGGAUUCAACUAAGUAAAUUUCAUUGUUUAUCUAAGUCCAUUUUGGAUUUUAAAAUUAGUUUUUUUGAAGCAGCUAGCUUGAGUCGAAUAGUGACAAGAAAAUAAUUAGAUACGUAGCGUAAACUCUUCUCGGUCGCAUUCAUUUAAAAACAAAUUUUGUUUUAAAAAAUUUAUAAUUAUUUUUAAAAACUUAAUUUUAAAAAGAUAAACCCCUUUUACUAAAAUAGUAAUAAUUUUAUUUAACUAUAUAAAAAAUUAAUACCGGUAUAUUAUAUAUUUAUAUUUAAAAAAAAAAGUUAGCUCCUCACCUUUCCUACCAGGUGAAAAGGCUAGAUUUUACUAUAGUUGGAUCGUACAGAGUUAAGAAGGAAUAGAAGGGAGUUCACGAAUAAAGCAAACUAUAUAUUAAUUAAGUUGAUUGAAAUUACUGGUUUAAAAAAUGAAUAAUUUUUCUGGCACACACACAUGCAUUAAUUAAAAUUAAUAUGUUCUCAUUUUGGUAUAUUUUUUCUGAUUAAUGUUCACCUUUUAAUGAAACAUUCAAAACUUUUCCUGUUUUCUAAAUAAAAAUUCACAUCACCCUAUCAUUAAUAAUCUUUUGAAAUAAGGUUAUAAAUAGAAUACAGUUAAUACACUCCCAUUUAAGAACUCAGACACAUCAAUUUUAUUUGAUCCAAAAGAGAAGUUCUACAAUUUUAACCGCUUAAAACUUAACUUUCUAAAUCAAUUUAAUUUAUUAGAAUAAAAAAUAAAACAAUGAAGGUUCAUAACUAUUUAUUUACAUCAUAUAUCCAGUUUUAUUAAUAAAAUACACUGAUAAUGAAAUCCAGUUAGACAUAGUGUCAGUUUUAAAAUUGCACUAAUCAAGAUCUUGACCUUUUUAUGUGCCAGUUUUAUUAAGCGGCAUCAUUUUUUUAUUUCCCCAAGCAUGCAUCACUCCAGGGAAACUGGUCUUCUUCUCAGUUCAGAAGCUACUAAGACUUGCAUGUGAUAUGGCCAUGUGACUUUUAGUUAUUUAAAAAAAUGAUUGGGUUGUUUUGUUUUCAUUCCCCAAAUACUUAAUUUUAAUGAUUUUAUUUGAACCAGCCUGUAAUCUUAAUUUUCCAUUCACUCAUUGAGCCAUUGCUCUGUAAUUUCCUUUUCUAAUCAUCAAAAUAACAGUUUCAGGUUCUUCAUUUUUAAGCACUAAUUGUCAUAGCUUUGGGAUAGAGUUAACAUUUUAAUGAUAAAAUGCUGCCAAUUCUGCAUUAGGAGUUAAUUAUUUAGAUGUUUUAUGUUAAUGAACAUGUUGCCUGGUUACAGUGUUGUUUUAUUUUUUAAAGCUCCCAAAGGCAUUGCUUAUAACUUAUAAUUCGUUUUUUAGUAAAAUAAGGUAUGUUAAAGAUAUAUAUUAUUAAAAAAUCCAUCACACUUGAUUUAUGUAUGGUAAAAAAUGUGCUGAUGCAUACAGAAGUAACUUAAAUCUAAAUGAAUCAACUUGGCUAGUGAUUAAAGACAAUCUGAAAAAAAAUAUUUUUAUAUAUCUAUUGUUAUCAGUUCCCAACUUAUUGUCAGAUGCCUUAGAAUGAGAUAAUAUUUUACUGCACUUGAUAAAUUUUAUAACUGUCUCCAAAUGAUAAAAUCUGAGUAAAUGAUAAAAUUACACAUCACCCUGAUAGUUGUAAGCCUUGUCUGCUUCAAUAAAUGCGGUAUCAGAUUAAUUAACCUUGUUUGCAUUUAAAAAAUAAUUACAGGAAACAAAGUUUUCUCUGUCUCUUUAAUGAUUAUUUUCCUCUACUUACAGAGCAGGGAGCCAUGUCCAUAAAACUGGUCUCCGGCGGUAGUUAUAAUGUGCGAGCGUCUGAAAUGGCGCAUAUUCAGGACCGCACACCCAAGGCUGUUAACUGUGCUGUCCACUUUCUGGAUGACACAGUGGAGACCUUUGAAGUAGAUGUUAGUUGGCGCCUUUAUUUUACAUAAAAACAUUCAUAUAUAAUUUUAUUUGACUACAUACAUGCAAAUAUUGAAGAAGUGCUUUUAACCAUAAUUAUGCAACUUUCAAGCAUUUGGAUGUAUCCCUAAAAAAUUAUAAUUUUGGGUUUGGUAUUAGGUAGGGAAUGUUUUUAUACCAACAAAUAUUAACAAUAAAUUUACAAAUUGAUAGUUUUCUGACUGCAAUUUUUUAAUCUUGAAGCUUCAGUUUAUAAUUAUUUCUUUAAUUGAAUUCAUCUUGGAUGCUAUUAAUAUUUUUUUUUGUCUAGAAACGAGGCAAAGCGCAACAACUGUUAGAAAAAGUGUUUGAACACUUAGAGCUUGUUGAAAAGGAUUACUUUGGCCUCCAAUAUAUGGACUUAGCACCAGGAGAUGACACUUUGGUAAUAUUUUUUACUCUUAUCUAUUUUAAAAUUUCUUUUUUAAGUGUAAGAUUAAAAAAUGUCACAAUAUAAAUUAUAAUUUUUUUUUUUAAAGGAAUAUAUUGGUCAUCUCCAAUCUUUGAUUACUGAUAUUUUCAGAGAUGGCUUGAUCCCCUAAAAACAAUAAAGAAACAAUGUAGAGGUAAGUGUUCUUUACAAGCAUAAAAAACCCCCCAAAAAAUCAAAGCCUUUAAAAACAUUUAAUUUUGCCUAACCAAUUUGCUGUUUAUUAGUCAAGUGCUCACAAUAAAUGUCAUAGGCAAAAUAAUAUAAUAAAAAAAAUCAAAAUUGAAUGAAAUAAAAAUAAUAAGAAAGAAAAACCAGAAUUUAAUCACUUGAAAGUGAAUUUUCAUAGCAAUACCAUUGUGAUUUUUAGCAAUUUCUCUAGCUGUAAUCUAUGCCUUUCACCUUAACUGGAACCUCAAGGGAAUAUGAGAUUCCAAAGCAAACUAAAAAUUGUGUUUUGUCACGUAAGUCCACAGAAGUUGUUGCUGCAUUUACAAGAUUAAUGAAAAAUUUGCCUGAGGAAGCAAAAUUUGUAUUGCUGCCUGUCUCAACUACACAUCUCUGUGAAGCAAAAUUCUCAGCCUAAGCAACUACCAAUACGAAAUAUAGCCGUCGCUUAAAUACAUAACCAGACAUUUGUCUGAAAUUAUCACCUAUUGAAAAUGAUAAAACUGCAAAUUAAUAGGACCCCAUGUGUCUCUUUAAAAAUUAUAUUAUGUCAUUUUUUUUUUUUUUCAACCCUCUCUGUAACGCUACUCCUAAGCCUAAGCACCAUCAAUAUGGGGUAGGUUUAACACUCACCGCCCACCCUCCCCCAUAGUCAUUGAAUCUAAAAAUUGGCUCUGAAGUAAAAAUGUUUGGCAUCUAAUACAAUUCAAGUCCUUUACAUAUGACAAAACUACAUUCAUUUAUUGUGACUUGACCACAUAAGCCAGCGGUCAGAAAAUUUAUUAAUCAGGCUUGUUAUAUAUUGGUCUCUAAUUUUCUAUUGUGUCUUUUAUGAUUACUUAAUUUUUUUAAAUGAUAUAUUUUUAAUUUACAUAUUCACGUAUAUAUAACUUUUGUAGAUAGGUAGAGGUAUAAGUAUCUAUUAAAGUUGAAAUGAAAUCGCUAACUUAAUUUUUUACAAAAUCCAAAUGAACAUUCAUCAAAGUUGAACGGAUUAAAUUUGUUAAUUCUCUUUAUUUUGGGUAAAAUUAACAUAUUCUUACUGCCAUCUUGCUUAUCAUGAUGAGUAUGGAAAUUAAUCUGUUCCUCUUGCUUAUUCAUUACUUUACUAUAUUUUAAAACUUUACCACAGUUUGCUUAGGGGCCAUCCAAAAAUGAUGUCACACGUCUAGGGGGGAGGGUCACAUUUUUGUGACGAUAUGUGACAAGGUUGAGGGGAGUUUAAGCAAUGUGACUUAACAGGGGAACAUUAUAGUAGAGACUUUGAUAGAAGUGAGAAUUAAUGUUGAAAUGUGGAGACAGGAAGGUACCAUGUGAAGUGGGAUGGAAUUUAAAAAAAAAUUGGGGUAGUGGGUGUUUGAGCUUAGUGAAUGCUCUAGGGAAGGGAUUCUUAACCUUUUUGCAGCGCUGCUGCCCCACUCCUUUUUAAACACAACAGCCCCCCCCCCCCUUCCCUGUAUAAAUUAUAUUGUAAUAAAAUCUAAAAUCUGUUAUAUAUAUUACGCUUCUGGUGCGACUUGUGGACUGCUUCCUAAUGGACUGCUUCCUAUUGAGCGAAUUGGGUAUUGAGAGUAUAUGACAAAUAAUUCUAAAUUUUUGAAAGAAAUUAUGAUUCAAUAAUGAGUUCAACAGGGUGUAAAAAAAAAAAGAACAAAAACAAAUAAUGUCAUGAAUUUUUUUUCAGGUCCUGUAUAUGAUUUCUACUUCCGUGUAAAAUUUUAUGUGUCAGAUCCCAGCAAAUUGGCAGAGGAGUAUACAAGGUAUCUCUUAAUAUAUGAACAGCUUAUCUGAAUUACCUUGUAUUAAUAGUGUAUUAUUAAUAUUAGCUCUUGUUUGUUUUUUUAAUUUUUGACAACAAGAAACAGUAAACAUAUUUUAUUUGUCAAGACAGUGGUUUAUUGUGGACGAUUCAAUUUUAUUUUAAAUCAGUAGUUUCAUUUGUGUCUUUCAAACACAUUAGAAUUAAAUGGCAUUAUAUUUCUGAAAUUAUUUGAGUGUUGCUAUGAUUAUUUGAGUGUUGCUCUGACUCAAAAUCUUAUUGUAUUCUAGAAAUACUUGUCACUUAAUAAGGUAUUUAGAAUACUCCACCUCUUUCUUUCUUAUCUUAUGUUUGUGUGUGUUUCAGAUAUCAUUUUUUCCUUCAAGUGAAGCGUGACAUUCUCUCAGGAAAAUUGGUAUGUUCGGAGACUAAUGCUGUUAUGCUUGCUGGUUAUGCUGUACAAUGUGAGUAAAAUUCUUAUAGCUAGUUUUAACUUUUCCUUUUGUUUGUUUUCUAAUUGGGGUUUCUUUUUUAAAAAAGUUAAUACAAGCUUCUGAGAUUUUUUUUCAAAUAAUUUUUCAGCUGAAUUAGGAGAUUUUAAUCCAGAGGAACACAAAGAAGGAUACUUAGGAGAAUUCCUAUUUAUCCCUGACCAAACUAAAGACUUUGAAAAACAGGUUGCAGAAAAACACAAACAACACAGGUAUUACAUCUUUGUAAUAACAAAAAAAUGUAUACUAUUUUUUAAAUCACCAUUUUACACUUGAGCUAUCCAUUAUCUAAAAAUGUGAGUAACAUAGUGUUAAGAGAAGAAUAUAUAGCAGAUUUUAUUUACUUGAGUCAAGACAAAUGAGUAAUUGAACUAUUUUUCUUGACUGUUCUGCUAUUUAGGGGUCAGACACCAGCGGAUGCGGAAUCUCUUUUUUUAGAAAGAGCCAAGAGAUUAGAAAUGUAUGGAGUGGAUUUACACAAUGCAAGAGUAAGUUUACUGAAUUUUUUGUCAGUGCUUUAUCUUCAAUCAAUUUUCAUUUUCAAAUGGUAAAAAGAAUUGUCUUGAUUAAAAAAAUUUUUUUCUUUCUUUAAUCAUCAGGACCAGAGUAAUAUAGAUAUACAGCUUGGUGUGACCUCUGCAGGACUUGUGGUUUUUCAAAACAAUAUUAAAAUCAACACUUUUUCUUGGUAAGUUAGUGCAAUAUUUAAUUCCUCAGGAAAAAUAUAGGUGUAUUCUGCAAAGUGCAAUAAUAACUAUCUUUUCAAUGGCAAUACAUGUUGAAAAUUUUCCACUGAUGUUUAUUAAUAAUAAUAAUAAAAUAUAAAUGUGAUUAAAAUCUCUGAAAUGACCUGUCUUUUUGGCUUAUGGAGAGCAAUACUAAGGGAAUGAAUUUGUCGUCAUUCAUUUGAAGAGUAAUGAAGAAAGCUAUAACAGUUUGCAGUGUAUUAUUUUACUAUUUUAGGUAGUAGAAUUUAGUCAAAUGUUUUUUUUAAUGAUAUAUAUUUGAUACAAAAAAUGAAGUUAAUCUCAUAACUUCUAAAUACUACAGGAAUUAGCAUCUUUUAAUUUUCAGGGCCAAGAUAGUCAAAAUAUCAUUUAAAAGGAAACAGUUCUUUAUUCAAUUAAGGAGAGAGGUAUGUCAAUGUGUUAUUUAAUAUUAGAUUGUCAAACAAUGAUUUGAGUUGUGUUCUUUUUGUGCAUGAUUUCUCAAAUGUUUAGAUAUUCCUAUUUUUUAUCAUAAAGAAAGAAAGAUCCACUGAGUCAAUUAUUGUGAGAAAUUGUUUUUGACUUUAUUCCAUGGAGGACAUUUACUCAAAAGAAAGGCUUUGUCAUGAAUUAACUGACUUGGUUUUAGUAUAAAAUGAAAUUGUGACUUGUUUUCACGUGUUCAUUGAUUGCAUUAUAAUUUUUUCCCUGUAAUUGCUGACAAAAUUUAUGAACUUGAAUGGUUUUUAUUUUGUAUUCGGGAUUUAUCGGUGUUUCAGGUAGCAGAUAGCGUAGAGGAUAAUGAUGGCAAGGGAGAGAAGUCACAAGUAAAACCUUGUUUGUUUUGUUAGAACUUAUUUUCUUUUGUUUCAUUAUAUUAAGAAAGAACCAAUACAAAAUGUGCACUCGGCUUUACCAUUAAGAGCAGGGACUUAUUGCCCAGCUGUCUGUCAUCAGAUUAGUUGUUACUAAUGCAUCUGCUAAGGUCUUGCCUCAUUAAUGUUGCUUGAAAUUUUGUUUAUCAGCUUCCGUUUCUAUUUGUAUUGUUUUCUUGUCCUUUAAAAGGAAUUUCCUUUCAGUUUCCUGUAAAUCAUCUGCUUGGACUGACAAUCUGUAAUUUUAAUAAAGUAUUUCAUUGUGUUGAAAUGAAUUCAAUCUUUUUGGUGGUUGACUUAAUAAUAGUAAAGCUUGAAAUUGAUGUUUUCACUAAUAAAUGCAGAAAAAAUUACAAAGGGCUUGGCUUUCAUGGUUUGUUUACUUUUACAGUAUAUGGUUAUGAAAAGAAUUUUGCUUUUUAAACAAUUUUAUACAUUUAAUUUUCUCAUGCCCAUAUUCAUACAUUUAGUUUCGGUCACAAAAUGCACUAAAAAUAAACCAAAACAUAUACUUUCAUCAGAGUAUUGUAUGUUUGGUACCAUGUAUUUUUGGCUGUUUUUUAAAAUUUAUGUUAUAUCUGUUUAUAUAGAGAUUUGCAUGUUCAUAAAAAUACAUUUAAAAAAAAUCAGUGCAUGAUAAAGGCUUUGUUUUUUAAAGUGAACACAUUCAAAAGUCUACUUAUGCUGAUUAGCUUGUUUUUUGUCCCAUCAUGCUAUAACAAAAUUAAGUUAUGGCAUCAAGUUAUUUUGUUAUUUUCCUUAAUUUAAGAAAUUAUAGUUGAGACUGUAACUGUUAAAGGUUGAUUUGUUUGCAUGGAUAUUGUAAUGUGCACCAUGAAUGUAUCAUUAAUAUAUGCUAGCACACUUUAAUAUGUUAAAAUUUCAACUUAUAUAUGCUGGCAGAAUAUAUGUUUAGCUUGUUCUUUGCUUUUGAUCGUAGUUAGUAUUCAAAUUUUUUUUUUUUUAAAUCUAAGACAAGAAAGAAAUAAUAUUUAUAGCUCUUAAUUUGCACAGACCCUUACAUUUUAAAACUAAUUCAAGGACAUGAAGGCUAUUGCUUAUUAAUUUAGUGUGAUUUGACAAACAUGUUUUAGUUAUUUCAUAAUUUAAAUUGCAGUAUUUUCAUUAACAUUUUUUUUUUAUUGGGUAGGUGCAAAGAUUUUUCACUUAUAGUUAUCCAUACGAAUUGAACAAUGUAGAGCAAUGGCCUAAAUAGAUGUCAUUUGUGUUGAUCCCUUCCUGUCAUAAAAACACAUUUGUAAAAUGCCCUUCAUCUUUUGUAAUCCAUCCUUAGUACUUGAAUGAGUUAAUUUUUUGACUAUUUAAAAUAAAAAUUGUGAAGUGAAAAAACGAUUCAAAUACAUAGUUUUAGCAGAGAGAAAAAAUUCCAAUUAUAAUUCUUCUCAAUUUUUAAAAUUACCAUUUUGAUUGUCUUUUUGAGCAUGCAUGCACUUUUUUAAAACAUAAGUUUGUUUGAAUCCAUAUGCAUGCAUUAUGGUUUUCUAUUUUUUACCUUUUUUUUUUCAGAAUGAGCCAGUAGAGAAUUUAAUAGGUUUUAACAUGGUUAGCUACAGAUCCUGUAAAAACCUGUGGAAAUCAUGUGUUGAGCAUCACACAUUUUUCCGAUUACACCAUCCCAAUCCACCUUCCAAAAAAAUAUUUACCAUGGGAUCUAAAUUUAGGUACAGGUAGGUGAAUCUUGACUUCUUUAUUUUUUUGAGAUACCUAGUUAUUAACUAAAUUAGGGAGAUGGUUGUUUUUUUUAAAAUUUCCCUUUGCACAGAAAUAUCUAAUACAUUGUAUAAAUUUUGAAUGCUUUAAGUUAAUUAGAAAGGGAAUUGUUGGAUUUUUGUGGCAUUUUAGUCCAAGCACUGGAUUUUACAGUAGCGUAAUAAAUCAUAUUUUAAACGACUAAGUGCUUUUGACUCCAUUUUCUCUGUGACAUCAUUUUCUACCAAUUCAUGACAUCAUCAUAUCAUUAUUAUUGGUAAGCUCUCAUUUGAAUCACUUUAUUUAUUAUUUUCUUGUUGUCAGACUUUCCUCUGUAAGCUUUUUUUUUUGUUGCUUUAUUUUGUUUUGUUCCUCUCAAAUCACUUUGAAUUUAAAAAAAAAAUGAAAAAUGAAAGCACCCCUUAAAAUUUGCUUUGAGCAUCUAGUGUGUUUUAUGCUGGUGUAAAUCUGUCAUUUAUUUUAUUUUAAUUUUUUUUUUCUUCCCUUCUAGGAUGAGGUUUGGCUGUUUAUAUUUUAAGUGUGGCCACCAUUUUUUAAUUUAUUUUCUCAGUUAAUGUGUCCAAUAAUAACUCUUGAACCUGGUUUAUUGUUUACAAUCACAGACCAUCUAACUGUAUUCUCUGUUAAUGUGUGACCCUGGUAUCAUAGGGUUAAACAGAUAGAGCUGAAACAUCUAAAGGAGGGGGAGAAUUUGGGUUCCUGCCUAUUUUAAAAUGCCAGCUGGUGCAGCUAUCAUAAUUCGCAUUAUGUUAGGACAUGCGCGACCUUCAUUGAUUUGACACCAGCUGUAUAAUGAACGUGAAAUAAAGAAACACCAUUAUCCCUGUUGAGGUCUUGUAUGGCUCUGUGUGCUCAAAAGAAGAUAAAGCCAAUAAAAUUUUCAAUGAAUAAAAUGUACCACAUCAUACUUUCAUUCACAGUUUAAAAAAAAAAAAAUGGAUACAUUUCAUUUGUUACUUAUUUGCAUGAUGGGUUGGCUCACAAAUAAUUGUCGCAUUCUAGCUUUGAGCGGAUCAUUUUAAGUUGUGUUUGGGGGUGACGGGUGUUUGACCAAGUUUUACCCAAGGUUUGGAAAAUGUGUUAGUGAAUUAACAAGUUUAACCGCCACAUUGUAACACAUGGCGCUUUAUUGUGUGUCUGGGCAUGGAACCCAAUUUUGAUACACUACCAUACUUUGACCCUCCCAUGAUAUAUUUCUUUUCAAAUAAUAUGAAACUAAUGUGGUGCCAGUUAUUAAUACUGUAUUUCUCACUUAAUCUCUUCAACAUAAUGUACAGCCUUUCAUUGUUGUUUGAACUUAUUAUAGUAUAGACUAUUUUAUGACUAAAAUUUUCUAAAUGAGAAAGGGACUGAAAGAACUCUUGCACUCAAAGCUCUGCUAUCACAAAACCAACCCCACCCCAUUUAAUUUCUUGUUUCAUCAAAAUUAUUUCCAUAUCAAUCACAUAGGAAUUAUGAAAAGAAAAAGAUGUUUACCAGGGUUUGACACAUUUUUUUGCCUUUAGUGAGUAGCGUUAUUAUUAAGACAAAGGGAAUCAUGCUUUAAAAGUUCAUUUGAAAUACAAUUGUUGAUAUUUGGCUGUGUAGCAUUAAAUUUUGAGAAGCACAGGAUGAGGCUAAUGUCCUGUCUGCGCUGUACAUUAUGUUUGAGAGCAGUCAGUGUUGUCCACCACAUGCUAGUUUAGAAACUCACAUACACGACAUGUAUUUGUUGCAGUGGUAGAACAGAAUUUCAAACAUUAGAAGAAAGUAAACGAAGGGCCAAAAUAGAGAGGCCUUUUUCAAGGUAGGCUUCUAGAAGUCAUGUCACUUUUUUCCUCAAUCCAUAUUUUGUUUAUAUUAAUUUGUUUUUAUUCUGUUUCUAGAGCUCAGUCAGUCUUUAUAUUUCCGUUUCUAAAGCUGUUAUGUUUUUUUUCCACACCUCUACUCUUUUUUUCUUUUGUGUCCUUUAAGCUUUGUGCACUAUAUAGAUUACUUAAGUUAAAAAAAAACAUAUCACCUUAAUUCUACCAAUUAGUGUGUGCCAUCUGUUACUGCCAGAACUAUUAAAAAAGCAUCAGAAAUAUUCUUUAACAUGGUAUUUUGAAAAACGCCUCUCAUUGUAAUUGGUUUUAUAUUACUGGGCUAUAUAAUGCCAAUGAUGGACCAUUAUUUAUAUAUUUAGUCCAUACAUUUUUUAAAUUUGGAGCAUUAUCUUACCGAUCAGCUAUGAUUACUAAGUUCUGUUGCAUGCGUGUAUUAAUAUUGAAUAUUUGCAUUGCUUUUAACAUUGCUUUUAUAUUUGUGUGCUUGUAUAUUAUACUUUAAAAUGUUUACACAAAUCAAGCUAAUAUUUAAAAAUAUUUUUACACUUAUAUUUCCCCCCAUGACCUUAAUUAAAAAGGGAGCGGAAGAUGGAUUAUUGAAGCUUAAAUUUGCUCUUUGGUCCUAUACAAAAAAAAUGAUAUCUAUAAUUAAAACCAUAACUUUAUCAGCUUUACCAACUCAUUCCAGCAAAACAUAACUAUUUAAUGGAGAACAUUUUGCACACUACAUUUGCUAUUGUUUGCUUGCUUGUUGCUUCAAUAAUGCUCUUUGGUCAUUGGCUUUUCCUCAUGUUCCUUUGCACUGGCUUGCUUUGUCUUGUUUAUUUUAGUUUUUUUAUUGGAGCUUUUGGGGCUUUAUAGAGUGGAAUGCCAUAUUCUCAUUUGCUUACUUAAUUAAAUACCAUCUUGUUUUAAUAUGUAGAUUUUCUAUAUAAACUUGAUUAAGACUUAUUACGUUAAGCUGUGAGUUUUCAUUUCAGCUAAAUUCCUUUAGAAGUCAAUAUUCUGUUUAUAAUAAAUAUCCUGUAAUUUUUACUAGCUUCAUAAAAUCUUAAAAGCGUUCAGUAGAGUGAAAAAUUGUAAAAAAUCUAAAAAUCAUGUUAGAUUUAUCUUUUGUAGUUGAUACAACUCUAAAGCAAAACUGACCUCAUGGAUCAGGGCUUCUAAAUGAUUGAAUUCUCAUAAAUGAGUAUGAACAAUGCUGGAUUUAAUAAAUAACAAGUUCUUUGUGUACACAUUAGAAAAUUGAAACAAAAUUAAAAUCAGUUUAUAUAAUGUGACUUGAAGGUUAUAUAAUUUUUAUUACCCGUCAUUCUAAUUGAACCUAAUAAGUUAUCUUAUUUAAUGGUAUUAAUGCAAAUAUUUCAAUACAUGUACGUAAUGGUUCAAUAUAAAAGAUGUUGCAUUUAUAUUCUUGUUGAGUUUGAGAAGCACAAGCCUCAAAUAAUUGUUCAACUUUUCUGUCAACUUUUGUGCUUUGUCUAUAUAGUUCUCAUGCUGAGUUAAUUUUAUGCUGUGAAUUCAGUGGAUUUCUAGAUAGCAACACAGCACUGCUAAUUAAAAAAAAACCCCACUAAAAGCUAGGCAACCAUUACAAGUUAAUGAAAGUAUUUAUUUACCUGUUUUAUUGAUUUUAAAUAUUGUUUUCUGUUACUGUAUUAGCUGUACUAUUUACUUCAGUGAAAGAUUUAGUGCAAUAAUAGGCAGCUUUUGAAUGAGAUUAGCUAGUUAUAUUCAUUAUGAUUGAUGCAUUAGAAUAGCUAGUGAUGUUGCAUGAUAUACAAAAAGCAUAAAAUAUCUCAUGUUUUAUUGCUGCAUAUGAUCACACCUCUUACUUGAUACAAAUACAUUACAUUUUAAGACCUUCAUGUAACAUGUUUAUUAAUUUUUAAAUAAAUUGUUUUGACAAGUUUGAUCAACUUUGACAUUACUCUCCCAUUAAAUUUUUCUAGAUCUCCAAGUAAAAGGUACAGAAGAACUGUGGGGGCUGUGUCUAGGGAAGCAAUCCUAGAAGAAAACCGCUACAUUGAAGGCUACCGGCAGAUGUCCAAAUCUCAAACAUUCUCAACCAAUUCUAACAGCAGUAAUAAUGCGACCAGUAGCAGCAGCAGUGCCACCAACACGAGCACAGGAAACCAUGCCUUCAGCAGACACGAUGGCGUCUCUGGUCAGGUUAGGGCCACACUGCCACAUGACUACAAGACAGGAAGGACUUCAUGGAAUGAUGGGAACCAAUCAGAGAAGUCAGAAGAGUAAGUACACUGCUCGCUAUUUAGUUAUAGCUUGUUUCUACUGCUAUCAUACAUGCAUGUUCUGUUGCAUGCUGUAAAAGUAUUAUAAAGGCUGUCCAAUUCUUUGUUGACCUGUUGAUUCAUUUUAAAAGAUCUUGACUUGCUGAUGCAGAAUGGUGCUCGUUUAUAACAAAAAGUCUUUUAUUUUACCUUAUCGAUGAUAUCAUUUUAAGGAGACACUUGCUUAUGAGGUCACUCAGCCUCUUUCAUGACACAAUGUAGAAAAAUAUCAGUAUUCUAAAUUAAAUGUUUUGGACACUAAAAAGCUUGUGGUUUUGACAUGACCAUGAGGUGACUAAAUGAAAACAAUGACCACCACAAACAAGUGUAAUACAGCUAGAUCUAACCCUUAAAUGUUUGUCGCAAAUAGAAAUGGAAAAAAAUCUUAUCAUGUUAGUAAAACUAUGCCCUCUCUAAAUGCAGAUUUUAGCUUAUAAAGAUAAACAUUUAAAUAAAAAGUUUUAUUUAUGUAAGAGUAAAAUUUAUCAACAAUUUUAUUUUUACCAUUGGUCAUCUAAUGUAUUUUAAAACAAUUGAAAAAAAAAUAUUAUGGCUCAUAAAAUGCUUAGACAUGGUUCAUCACAAACAGCGAUCAACCAUUGAUUUUCACUCAGGUUAAAUCUUUCAUAUGAAUUAUUAAAAAAAUGUGCAGCAGUUAAUGAAUUGAGAAAGAUAGUCCUGGUGAAUGAGCUGCCCCGCAGGAUUUAGAUUUGUAAUGAUACUAAAAAUAAGAUGUACAAAUGAUAUGUAUACAUUUGAAUGAAAGAUCUGAUAAGAUUCUGUUAAUAUAUGAAACAUAUCUGUCAUUGUAAGCAAUUGUAUCUGUCAUCAGCUUUAAAUAAAUCUGUCAUCAGCCACUGCCCAUAUCUGUCAUCACCCACUGCCAAUAUCUGUCAUUAGCCACUGCCCAUAUCUGUCAUCACCCACUGCCAAUAUCUGUCAUUAGCCACUGCCCAUAUCUGUCAUCACCCACUGCCAAUAUCUGUCAUAAGCCACUGCCCAUAUCUGUCAUCACCCACUGCCAAUAUCUGUUAUUAGUCAUUAGCCACUGCCCAUGUCUGUCAUCACCCACUGCCAAUAUCUGUCAUCAGCCACUGCCCAUAUCUGUCAUCAGUCAUUAACCAUAUCUGUCAUCAGCCACUGCCAAUAUCUGUCAUCAGUCAUUAGCCACUGCCCAUAUCUGUCAUCACCCACUGCCAAUAUCUGUCAUCAGCCACUGCCCAUAUCUGUCAUCACCCACUGCCAAUAUCUGCCAUCAGCCACUGCCCAUAUCUGUCAUCACCCACUGCCAAUAUCUGUCAUUAGCUUCACUUAUCUCUUAUCAGCUGCUCCCUAUGCCCGUCACUUAUUUCAAUGACACUAACAAUAAAGCAUGUUUGCGACAAUUAAUGAUAUAUGAGGCCAUCACAGAGCCAUCCAGCUUGCGAGCAGGAUGGCUAAACCUGAUUAAGCUGCGGCGUUAAUAAUGUAGUGGGCCUGGUAGUUGACAAGCAGAUCAUUGGAGCCCAAAAGAUCAGACUUGGUAAGAGUGCAGAGAUGAAGUGCUCUCAAGGUUCUUUUAAUUCCUUAAGUAUUGUGAUAGGAACAAGAAGAAAUCAAUGCUAGGUUUUAUCCCCAAUGAUUGAUUUUAAUGGGGGUAACGGCUAUGAGCAAACUAUCACUAUCAUGGAGAGAUUUGAUGGGCAAGUACUUGAUGCUGAGAUAUAUUAAUUGUGAGAGACUAUAUCUCUACUGGCAUUUCCAUCUUGUGGACUGCAAUCUUGUGUGUCAAGCCUAAUCUGUUUGUUUAUACACGUGUCAUUUAAGAUUUUCUUCUGCGGUGUUCCAACAAAUCAUUUUGUCAUUAAAAACGUCUUUUUUUGUUAUAGCACGCAUUCAUAAGAAUAUUUGAGACUGAGUAAAUAUGGCAAUUGAAUAUAAUGUGUAGCUUCAAGUCUUAAAAAUGACCUAACCAAAAGUCAACUAAAAAAUGUAUAAGCAAUUUUUACAUUUAAUUUGCCUCAGCCACUUCCCAUGAUUUGUACAAAAUAAUGUCCAAGUUUUGAAAUGUCCAGAUGUAUCUGUCCACCCUACUUCCUGCUGGCUAGAAUUCAAUUAUGAUGCAAGGCCAUUGAUCAGUUCCUUAAAUAUCUCGAAUAUAUCAAAUUAAGUUCACAAUAAAGGCACCCACAGACAACAACAAGCCAAUAAAUAAACACAUAAAAACGCAACAAUUUCACUAAGGUUUCAUUAAUGUUGUUUACUUUUUGACGGAAUGGAGAGAGAGAGUCUUUACAGAUGGGGCACAAGCCUUAACAAACAAAAACAAAUAGGUUUAAAAUGUUUUCUACAUCAGUUUUUCAUGUUGCACAAAGAGCUUAUUUUAUUCUUUAUAAGCAUUGUUAAUGGCUUUGUGUACAUCUACAGAACACGUGUAUUUUUACCUGGCCAAAUUUUAAUAACUUGUGUGUACCUUUAUCUUCUGACUACUUUCAUAAAGCUUAAAUUCUCUUCUAGGAUGCAAGUUUUAGUCAACAAAGAAAACCAUGAUUUCGUCUGUAUUUUUAAAUUUCACAAAUAUACAAUUUUAUCUGCUAUCCUUAACAAAAUAUAGGCUUUACAUGCAACCGUCAGAGGUCUACUCAACAUGUAACUAAUAUACAAAAGGUGGCUAUGACAUUCCCCAUUUAACUUACAUUUAGAUGGUUUUUAAUUGAUGACUCCAAGCAGUUAAACAUGUUCUCAUAAUUAUUUUUCCAUAGAGUAAUCUCAUUUCAAAUGAUAUCAUUCAUUAACCUUCAUUACACAAAUAAAUUAACCACUGCCUCUAUCCAAACAUCUUUCUACUCUCUUAGAUAUCAUUAUUUCUUUCCACCAUACACCUACAUUUUCGCACCCUGCACCUACAUUUUCCCACCCUACACCUACCUUUUCCCACCCUACGCAAAUCUUUCCCAACCUGAAUCUUAUAAUUUCCCACCCAAAACCUAUAUUAAUUAACUUGAAGCCUAUAUCUCCCCACCUGAAGCCUAUAUCUCCCCACCUGAAGCCCAUCUCUCCCCACCUGAAACCUAUCAUUCCCCACCCAAAGCCCAUCUCUCCCCACCAGUGACCACUUCAUUUCCACCCUAUGGUCCCAAUCUUCAAUCACACGGAAACAUCUUUCCUACCUCAACGAUUCAUGACUUACCCACCCCAAAAGUAAUUCUCUUUAACAUAAUAAUCACCAUCACUCAUCAGAGUCCCAAUUCAAUGUACAGUCCUUUCUAUACCUGAUCAGAACAGCAGUGUUCACGAUAACAAUCAGCAUAAAUACACCGGUAUAAGCAUCUAUGAUUUAAUCUAUUACAUUGACCACAGCUCCCAAUGCCGCCAAAAAGUUUUAAAUUAAAAACAAAAAAGACAAACUUGAUGUCGAAUGUUAUUUAAAAGUGCAACCAACGAGAUGCUUUUAUCGAGCUUUGUUAUUACACCAUCCCAGCAGUGCACACUUAAAAAGGGCAUCCCACUGGAGGCUUUGUUAUUAAAUGUGCUGUGCCUAAUCAAUGCCGUUGUCAUGUUGUCUAGAAGUGCAUAGCCGAUUUGCCUGGAAAUAGCCAAAACAAUGCCGCAUGGUCCACCGCCGCUUGAACUUGUAACAUGCCAACCCCUGGCGACAGUCGCUGCGUCAUUUAUGCUGUUGAUGCGUUGCCUGUAGUUUUGUUUGGACUCUAAGAAUCUAUUUUUACUACCAAACAUAGAGUGCUGUUAAAUCAUUCUCAGCCUGCCAUGACUUUCCAAUAAGGUUCAUAGAUUUUACCCACCAACUGCCCAAAAAUAAAUAAAGAAGUUUAAAAAAUAAAUAAAUUAAAAAAAAUUGGAAAAUGUUGGGGUUAUGUCCGUGAAUUUAAUGUAAUCAGAUAAUGCUGUAAGUUUAAGGAAAUCAGAGGCUUACUGCUGAUCUCUCGGUUGAGUUAAUCGCGCCUUCGUUAAAAAAAAUAAGCCUCAUUAGAUUCGAGUUCUUAUAUCCUUCAUUGGCAGUCUCAAUGACACAAAAGUUUGGGGAAAAUAAAGGAACGGAACUUGAAAACACACACACAAACCUACUUAAUUACUUGCUGUGCGUUAUAAACACAUGGUUAUUUUGUCGAUAGUGCCAUUAAUGAUAGAUCUCCACCCCUUCUCCAUUUACGCGUUUUACGGUAACACGGCCCCCGUGCAUACAACUUGGUUAUACAGGGGACCUACUAUGUUCUUGUGAUUCAGUGUUGCUGUAAGGCGGGCCAUUGAUGCAGGUUGAUUAAUUGAUUGAAUUGUGUGCAAGCGUAUUGGUUCGAACUGUGGUCACUGUAGAGCACGAGAGACACGGUGUGAUAUUUCCGCAUCGUUUAGCACGCUUAGGUCUGUUGGGGCUCUAACACAAUGGUGACUAAUAGCGCGAAAUAAAGUUAGUUGAUCAGAUUUUUGUGUGUGUAUGCUGGUAUUGAGUUUUAAGUUCAAGGAACAUAAUGCGAUUGGGGACGGGGGUGGGCAGGGUACUGAAUUUUAUGGGUAGAAUAGGCUACAUGGAUUUAUCGAUUGUGUCAAAGCUGCCAACUUCCCCCCCCCCCCCCCCCAAAAAAAAAAAAAGGCGGAGACAACGUAAACGCCCAUUAACACUAGACUGUUAAAAUGACCAUCACUAAACAUAAAUGGGCUUUGUGAUUCGAUUUGAUUGAUUGUUGGUAGAGGUGGCGGUUUUGGGAUAGUGCACUGGCCGUAAACAUUUGUUAUGAUGAAUAAUGAAAGAUGUCAUACCAUUUUCAGAGUAACUAAAUCAUUACAGAUCAGAAAUGAGCGCCUACAUUUUUUACCGCUGAAGUUUUAACAUCGCUAUUUGUGUCGUGUUUGUGUGUGGCCUAACGACCAACAAUGUGGCUUCAUACGUUGGACUUGGACGUGUGCGACGACGUCAGUCUCUUCAAGUUCUGCGGAUAUUUGUUUAACGAUGGCAUUCUGGAGUUGCAGAAAUUGUGGACAGAAAUUACACAAAAAUUAUCAGACUCCACGUCCCGUUUGGUUUACCAUGGUUUCAUGCUAUCUUAAAAGUUCAACUUGUGUUUAUAUUACAGCGCUUUAUGUAGUCACAUUAAUGUUGGUUACAUUUUAAUUUUUAGCUCCUAAUAGUAGCACUACAUAAGUUGAGCCGAGUCAUGUUAAGUAUUUCAUUCAAUUGUUCAUAUGGAGGGGCUGGGUAAAAGUGUGUGAAUAAAUGAUUGCCUGUGACAAGUGAAAAUGUCACAGCCGGCGUUGGACAAAUGACGAUCGGAUGAGUUGAAACUUGUGCCGGUAUCGUUGGGACGAGAGAGGCCAUGUUGCCGUUCCUCUGAUCCUAGCCAUCGGAGAGAAAAUUGAACCCCCGGGUCGCCUUAUACUCUAGCUAAUUUCUUCCAUUUACGUCCUCCCGCGUUCUUUUACUUUGACCAUCAUCCUCACAUUUGAGCAAGGCCUGGUCAAUAAAUAAACCUGGUUUGGUGGUGGUGUUCAAACCUGUUUCUCAGCCCACUACUUCAAGACCUUUUGGAGAGUGCUGGGUACUCCCAUUCCCAACACCCAACCAAAAGAAAUUUUUACCUAGUUGGGAUAAAAGUAGAUUUAACUUUGUUUAGCUCGUAGCCCUCUUCCUUUGAGCUCUUUUAAUUUCAUAUUGGACGGUGUGCUUAAAAGUCUCUACGUUUUGAGAGACACUGGCUUACAACACAGCUGUAAGGUGGGAGGGGGGUGAAAUAGUUAAUGGGUAAGCCCGGGACGUACUGGAAUCACUUUGCGGACGGAUAAUGGUGGUGUGGUGUUCAUGUUAAGUAGAGCUGUCACCCGUGGGUCGUGAGUUGAAAUAUCCGCACAUGAUUCUAUGGUGCCGAUGUUGGGAGGUUUGUGAGACCACAACAGUUAACCCGUGUGUAAGGGGAACUUUUUCGUCAUCGUGAUUUAUGGUGACCCAUUCAAGAAGGUAUUCGAAUUGAUCAAGUGUAGUUACUCGGGUCGAUUGUCAUUGAAUGGAUUGUGGCAGUGUUCCCGGAGAAGUCCCUUUAACAUGUACAAACAUUGUCAUUUGUGUUAAGAGAACAAAGUUUUGCUUGGCUUUAUUACUUUGAUGUUUAUUUGAAAUGUUGGGAAACACGUUGAAUCAGAUCGUCAUAUGUAUUUAAAAAGAACCCAACAACAAUAUAUUUAACGUUCGUAGAAACAUGGCAGUUAUUUGCUAUCAACUUCUCUCUUCCCCACCAUGUUUUUUUUUUUUUUUUUUUUUUUUAACACAGGCUGGGUUUUUUUUUUUUUUUUUUUAUUUUUUUUUAAUAAAAUUUUUUUUUUUUUUUUUUUUUUUUUUUUCCCCUACAUUUUUUUUUUUUUUUUUUUUUUUUUUAACACGAGACUGCGUAUUUGCUUUUUUAAGUAAAUGUGCUUUAAAUAAAAAUCUUUUUUUUUUGAGAAUGAGUCCCUUUUUAAUUCAAGGCUUUUGAUAGUCUUAAGGACAUGACCAGCUUGGGAUUUUCGGAGUGUACUUUGACAGCAGAUGUCCAAUCUCUUUCUGUGUCGAUGCAUUCCAAUGUUGAAGUCCAAUCCUUUGGUCAAUUACGAUCAUUGGCUUGACUUUCCUAGUUAAUACAAUAUUGCUAAUAAAUAUUUGAGGCACAGCUGACUUAAAAAAACAUGCACCAUCAUCCGAGCGAAAGCUCCUCUUUUCAAAUUAUAUGUGUUAGUUUUGGCGUUUUGAGAAAAUUAAAUCUGAUAGUGUAAACAUGUUUCGUUAUAUUGUGUUUUGCUUCAAAAUGUAUAGUGAGAAAACAGUUCAAUUCGCUAAUUUAUCAGCUCAUUGACUACAUGUCAUUACACGAGCCACAACACCCUACCUUGUUAUUAUAGUUACCAAGGUAUGAAUGACAACAAAGUCCUUUCAUUAUGCUACUUGCUUUCGUUGACGUCAUUAUAAAGGCAUACCGUAUCGCUUUUGGUUUUUAGUUUCAUCCAUCACGCGGCGAAAGAAAAUGUGUUAUUCUUUGUUCAGCGGACCAGAUGCCUCAACAUAUAUACAUUGGUUGCUGGGAGGAUAAGAUCGUAAGACUGGAAACAACACACCGUAAAAAAAAAAAUCUGGUCUCUCAGCUUGUUAUACCUGGUCUCUCAGCUUGGUAUACCUGGUCUCUCAGCUUGGUAUACCUGGUCUCUCAGCUUACCUGGUCUCUCAGCUUGGUAUACCUGGUCUCUCAGCUUGGUAUACCUGGUCUCUCAGCUUGUUAUACCUGGUCUCUCAGCUUGGUAUACCUGGUCUCUCAGCUUGGUAUACCUGGUCUCUCAGCUUGGUAUACCUGGUCUCUCAGCUUGGUAUACCUGGUCUCUCAGCUUGGUAUACCUGGUCUCUCAGCUUGGUAUACCUGGUCUCUCAGCUUUGUAUACCUGGUCUCUCAGCUUGGUAUACCUGGUCUCUCAGCUUGGUAUACCUGGUCUCUCAGCUUGGUAUACCUGGUCUCUCAGCUUGGUAUACCUGGUCUCUCAGCUUGGUAUACCUGGUCUCUCAGCUUGGUAUACAUGGUCUCUCAGCUUGGUAUACCUGGUCUCUCAGCUUGGUAUACCUGGUCUCUCAGCUUGGUAUACCUGGUCUCUCAGCUUGGUAUACCUGGUCUCUCAGCUUCGUAUACCUGGUCUCUCAGAUUGGUAUACCUGGUCUCUCAGCUUGGUAUGCCUUUUCUCUCAGCUUGGUAUACCUGGUCUCUCAGCUUGGUAUACCUGGUCUCUCAGCUUGGUAUACCUGGUCUCUCAGCUUGGUAUACCUGGUCUCUCAGCUUGGUAUACCUGGUCUCUCAGCUUGGUAUACCUGGUCUCUCAGCUUGGUAUACCUGGUCUCUCAGCUUGGUAUACCUGGUCUCUCAGCUUGGUAUACCUGGUCUCUCAGCUUGGUAUACCUGGUCUCUCAGCUUGGUAUACCUGGUCUCUCAGCUUGGUAUACCUGGUCUCUCAGCUUGGUAUACCUGGUCUCUCAGCUUGGUAUACCUGGUCUCUCAGCUUGGUAUACCUGGUCUCUCAGCUUGGUAUACCUGGUCUCUCAGCUUGGUAUACCUGGUCUCUCAGCUUGGUAUACCUGGUCUCUCAGCUUGGUAUACCUGGUCUCUCAGCUUGGUAUACCUGGUCUCUCAGCUUGGUAUACCUGGUCUCUCAGCUUGGUAUACCUGGUCUCUCAGCUUGGUAUACCUGGUCUCUCAGCUUGGUAUACCUGGUCUCUCAGCUUGGUAUACCUGGUCUCUCAGCUUGGUAUACCUGGUCUCUCAGCUUGGUAUACCUGGUCUCUCAGCUUGGUAUACCUGGUCUCUCAGCUUGGUAUACCUGGUCUCUCAGCUUGGUAUACCUGGUCUCUCAGCUUGGUAUACCUGGUCUCUCAGCUUGGUAUACCUGGUCUCUCAGCUUGGUAUACCUGGUCUCUCAGCUUGGUAUACCUGGUCUCUCAGCUUGGUAUACCUGGUCUCUCAGCUUGGUAUACCUGGUCUCUCAGCUUGGUAUACCUGGUCUCUCAGCUUGGUAUACCUGGUCUCUCAGCUUGGUAUACCUGGUCUCUCAGCUUGGUAUACCUGGUCUCUCAGCUUGGUAUACCUGGUCUCUCAGCUUGGUAUACCUGGUCUCUCAGCUUGGUAUACCUGGUCUCUCAGCUUGGUAUACCUUUUCUCUCAGCUUGGUAUACCUGGUCUCUCAGCUUGGUAUACCUGGUCUCUCAGCUUGGUAUACCUGGUCUCUCAGCUUGGUAUACCUGGUCUCUCAGCUUGGUAUACCUGGUCUCAGCUUGGUAUACCUGGUCUCAGCUUGGUAUACCUGGUCACUCAGCUUGGUAUACAUGGUCUCUCAGCUUGGUAUACCUGGUCUCUCAGCUUGGUAUACCUGGUCUCUCAGCUUGGUAUACCUGGUCUCUCAGCUUGGUAUACCUGGUCUCUCAGCUUGGUAUACCUGGUCUCUCAGCUUGGUAUACCUGGUCUCUCUGCUUUGUAUACCUGGUCUCUCAGCUUGGUAUACCUGUUCCACAUAGGCUAAUUAGGAAACACCAAACCCCCUCCGCCCCACAAUAAACGUCCGACGGAGCCGUUUGUGACUCUGGAACAAUCAUACCAUGUACCAUCUAUUCAAAAUUCUCAACGUAGACCCUUAGUUUAGCAAUCAUUAGUGUCUAGCGUUGACCCCUCAUAUAGUUACAAAAUGGACCUUCUUUUGUGCUAUGCCUUUUUCUGUACUGAACGUUUGGACACAUGAUGUGUUAUAGGAGACCCAGUGAUACCAAUCGACCAGUUUGGCACGUAGUUUUGUUCUCAACAUUGCCGUUGUCAAUACCGGUAUCAUGUUUGCCAAUGUCUUGGCGUCGCCGUGUGCUAUCUUUGCUAUUUAGAUACAGCAUCUGCACAAAGUCAAUUGGCGUGUAUAGAGCACGUGCCAUAUGCCACACUUUUGCUUGUUUUUGUAUUUGUGCAGGUAUUUAUUGGGAUAUUGACUGUAGACAAAUAUACGGAUCGCUUUAUUGUAAAAUACUGAUCUGAUAAAGAGGUUGUUGAGGCAGAUCAAGCAAAGGAUGGAGUGGGGUGAACUUUUGGUCAAAACGGCAAGACUGACGGUGGUUGAUUUCUUCUUCAUUAUGGGUAAUGACAUCAGAGGCGCUGGGUAAUAUUUUCAUUGAACAUUCUUGGUACUUGUUUCGUGACAGGCCUCGCGUGCUGAAACAUUGCCCAGCGAUCAUGUAACGGGGGAGAUUUUGUCUUCUAUCAAAGUUAAUUAUUAGUUCACUUGUAUAAUAUAAGAAGGGUUGUUGGCACAAACUUGAGAACCGCAGCUAAAUGGUAUCAUCUUUCUGGUCUUUGUUGUUCACAUAUUCUAAAACUAAACCUUCACAGGAGGUCUGUGAAGACAUAAGGGGAUUUAACAAUGGCUGCUGUGUCAGACAGCCAUUACUGACAGAUACUUACCACACGAAAGGUAGCAGUAGAUCAUGUAGUUGGUAGACUUGGUAUUUCAAGAAUCAAGAAAUAGUAACUGUUCUCAGGUCAAGCCAGUGAUGACACACAGUGCUGGAUUAACCAUUAGGCAAACAGGGCACGUGCCCAGGGCACCAAUCAUUUUGGGGGCACCACAAGUCCUCAAGAAAACUUGAAAACGUGGGCUGAUUUGUAUUCUUCACUAGCAGAUCAAUUGCAUGAAUCUAGGAAUGAAUUUGAAAGAUUUGAAGAAGCUGCAAAAGAAAUAACACCAGGUGUGGAUUAUAAGUCAACUUUGACCCGUAAUCGUAAAUGAAAGACAGUAGACAUUGAUGGUGAUGCCCCUGAGGUAUGUCAGAAUGCCAGAGACAAAUUUCGUAUAUCUGCCUUCUACACCAUUGUUGACAAAUUUGAGACGGAGAUGAGUAGACAGGUAUAUAAUGAUCUAGCAGUUCGAUUUUCUUGUUUGGUGGAUGUACCACAAACAUCUCAGUGUUGUGAAGGACUAAUAAAUGAUUAUCCUAAAGAUCUGAACAAUAAUUUAUAUACUGAACUACAACAGUUCCACUCAUCUAUUCGCCACAAGUUUGGUGCAUCAAAAUAUGAGAACAACACUUUCAGUCAUGCAGAACUCUACAAAGUAAUAGUUAGAGACAACAUCGAAUGUGCUUUUCCAAAUGUAGAAAUCGCCUUGCGCAUAUUUUUAACAUUAAUGGUUACGAAAUGAGCGCUCUUUUUCUCAGUUGAAACGUACAAAAAAUCCAAGUAGAUCGACAAUGAAACAAGAAAGGCUUGAUUCCUUAUCUUUGCUGAUGAUUGAGGCAGACUUGUUGCACAAAAUUAACUUUGAUGAUGUACUCAAAAACUUUGCCAGACGUAAAUCUAGAAAAAAGAACUUUAAAUGUAAAUGUGUGCUCUCUCUGACUUUCUUAUCUAUCAAAAAAGUUACAGUUUUUUGUCUACUAUAAUUACAAAAUUAAUGAACUAUUAAUUAUAAUACAGAAAUACCUUAUUGUAGGUUUUAUAUGAGUGAUAGUAGUACAAACAUAUGUGUUUACAUUUCACCACUGUUUUUCUUUGUUAGUUUUUUGCAUAAUAUUGAACAUACCAGCAGUCAGACGAGGAUCGGGGAGGGGGGGGGCGGGGCUGUAAGGGGCACCCAUGUGGGUUUGUGCCUAGGGCACCAAGAUGGCUUAAUCCUGCCCUGGACACAUAUAAAUAUUGGCGAUAUUUUAGGAAAUUGAUAAAAUUGUUCUUUAUUUGAAGAGUUUUUGACUAAACUAAUGCACUUACAACUUGUAGUACAAGAUACUUAAGGGUCAAGUGAUAGCAUUUAACACAGUAUGUUAUUUCAUUCAUACCAGGAAUAGGUAUGUGUCCAUCUCUUAGCGUGUUAAAACACACUAGUAGCAGUAUAGUUCCGGUUCAUAAGUAUCCAGCACACGACACUGGUUUGUGUGAGUUCAAAUAUUCAUGGAGUUUUUGUUUUGUUUUUGUUUUUACUUAUUUCCUCUAGUGUUUUGGAACUGAUGUUGUGAUAUUACCAGGAUACAACUUGACUGAAUUUGUUGCGUCUUAUUACACCAUUCUCUGUUUUAAAGGAUCUAAAGAUAGACUAUAGUUUUUCCACGUCAGCCAUUCCCUUUUAUUCAAAAAAUAUUUAAAAGGGAAUAAAAUUGAUCAGGACCUGGAGUUUUCAGUUAAUAAAUUUGUCACAUUUAAUAAAUCGUUGCACACCAUUCUUUGGGAGGCCUGUCCAUCUAUAUAUAUAUAUAUAUAUAUAUAUAGUCAUGAUAUACGGUGUCUAAAUGAUGCAGUGUCCUUUUCUACAUGGGGAAAAGCGCAAGUCUUAUCUGUGGAAGGUAGGAUUCAUUUUUAUACUCUUCAUCAUACAUGCUUUAAUAAUUUCUUAUACCGGUACCACUGUUAUCAGUUUGUAUGCUUUAAGUUGACUUAAAUUGUCUUGAUUACUAUUCUAUGAAAUGGUCCCAAAGGGACAAACAUUUAUGAAUCUGAAUAUGUUGUGAAUAUCCACUGAAGUGUAACUUGAUUUAUGUAUAUUCAUUCCCCAGACGUUAAAACUAAAUCCGGUUUUGUGAGAAUGUGUGCUAAUCAGUAAUUAGGGCACUUGACUGUUUGUGUCAUAACUUUAUGUUAGCUAAUGCAUAGUCCCAAUGAAUUAGUAUAACUAAUAUGUUUAGAAGAUAGCAUAAAAUGUUUCCAGAUAGCUAGAGGAAUGGACCGGGGAACUGAAGUAAAUUAAGCUGUAGUGAAAAAGCCAGAUUUAAGAAGUGUUUCUAUGGUCUUUGUUACUAUUCUGUUAGCCUUCUGACUCAAAGUAGCAAGUAGGAUGGGGUGAAGUUGUGACAAAGUAGCAAGUUGGAUGGGGUUAAGUUGUGACAAAGUAGCACGUAGGAUGUGGUGAAGUUGUGACAAAGAAGCACGUAGGAUGGAGUGAAUUUGUGUGAUAAAUUAGCUAGUAGUAUGUGGUGAAGUUGUGACAAAGAAGCACGUAGGAUGUGGGGAAGUUGUGACAAAUUAGUAAAUAGGAUGUGGUGAAGUGAAAAAGUAUCAAGUAGAAUGGGUGGAAGUCUUAAUUAAACCAAAUUUUAAGUCAAAUGAUAAAAAUACCAUCUAUAUUGAAAAAAAAAAUGAAGUUGAUGAAUUCAGUGACGCAACUAAUGAUUAUUGGCUUUGUGGCUGAAUCUAUUACUAGGGGCACGGCACGUUGGUGAACUUAUCUCGACCCUCAUUGUUGCCAAUUUAAUGUGGAAGAAUUAAAUGACGCCUUGAGUGGUCAUUACCUGAUGAUCGUAUUGAUUCUCUGCCUCAGGGGCCUGAUCAGUUAUUCAUGAUUAACCCCGAACGUCUAAGGUGUGUGCAACAUUCCUUUAUGAUUUUGUAUUAUGGAAGAACAGGUUGAAACAGAAGUUGAUAAAAUAUAAACUUAAAUCGUUCCAAUCCAUAAUGAUUAAAUCCGUUGGCUGUUUUGAAAAAUAGCUUUUUUUUCAUGAUUUCGUGGUGAUUAAUUUUUGUUUCUUUUGUUUCCAUUAUGCAAGUAAAGGCCGAAGUAAAUACGACAGAUUUGCACUUUGGUUGUAUAUUUAUUAAAUGUUAAAAAAAAUAAAUGAACUAAUAAAUUUUAACCCUCUGUAUGUGCUUGUAAAGAAAUUGAGCACCAUAUUGUAGUAUUGCAGUGAUUAAUCAAAUCGUUAAAUCAGCUUCUAUUUAUUCAUGUUCAGGUAUUCCUUAUAAGGCCUUGUAUUAAUUUGGUAGGAUGUAGUGAGGGAAGUAACUAUGAAUGUUAUGGUAAUAGUUUUUGUAAAAUGUAUUAUUCCCCUUUGUAAAUUAAAAUGCUUUUACUUACUGACAAGGAGCUUGUUCACCAUGUAAAACAAAUUGCUACUGCUUAAAAUGGAUUUUCUAAAAAUAGUGAUAGGGUUGGGGGGGGGGGAGUAGUGGGAGGGAGGCAUGGCGUUGGAUAUUCGGGAAAAUGCCUCUUUAUUCAAUCCGCAAAAGCGCUCUGCCGUCGGAGAAAACAUAAAUAAAUGUAGUUGAAAAUGUAAAACACAUUGCUUUUACUUACUGACAAGGAGCUUGUUCACCAUGUAAAACAAAUUGCUACUGCUUAAAAUGGAUUUUCUAAAAAUAGUGAUAGGGUUGGGGGGGGGGGGAGUAGUGGGAGGGAGGCAUGGCGUUGGAUAUUCGCGAAAAUGCCUCUUUAUUCAAUCCGCAAAAGCGCUCUGCCGUCAGAGAAAACAUAAAUAAAUGUAGUUGAAAAUGUAAAACACAGACAUACAUUAAACUAACCAUUAAAACAUUUUUAAAUAGGGUGAAGAUUUGCAACUAAAAUAUCAGCAAUCUUUUGGAGAUUUGUGACUCCAUUUUCAGUAGCCCCUAUGUUCCUGUCUGUAGAUCACUUUCACUGCUUUGUUACCAGGCAUCACCCAAGGUGACCUGCCCAACUCAUAAAAACCGAACAUCGAAGCAUCAGCAUCUCAAAAAUAAUGUCCAACAUCUCACCAAUUUCAUGUAGCUGUCUAGUAUUUUACAAUUUAAAAAGGCAUUAAUGAAUGAAGUUUAAAUUCUUUUACUAUGUUUAUAUACAUACCAUUUUUGCCAAUGAGCUGUUGUUAGUGUAUUUUAUGUGUGGACCAAAUCAACUCGACCUCUUCCACUAAUAGCCCAGGGAAGCUAAAUGGUGGGACACCGCUGUCCUAAAGCAAAGUUGAAUUAAUGGGGUUUAUAUCUCUGAUGACGAUAACCAAGGUAUUACGGAGUAGCCUCUAGAUUUGGCAAUUCUUCCACGUGUGCUUGAGCAGUUUUAACGUUAUUGCCUGCCUCCAGUUACAGUCCAGCCAGAAAUCCGCUGCUUUGCCCUGCCAGCUCACAUAACUCACACACGAUGCACACACUUAAAUAGCUUAAUUAAGACCACUUGUUAAUGGUAUUAUCCAUUUCAUUACUCGUUCAAAGGAGUUUUCUUCUCUUGUUAAUAGUCGAAUUCCAAAAUUUUCUGUACGGGUAGUUAAAGUAGCUAUUCAACAUUGACCUUCAUACAUUCCAAAUAUACAGUAGUUGAACGUCUCUUGUAAUAGUUGUUUUAUUUUAAUUCCCUGUAAAUUUUAAUACAUUUGAAGCGUUUACAUCUCGACAAAUUAUAUGUAUAGCGUCAUCAAAGAAAUAACACCUAUUUUAUUUUAUUUUUAAAUCUAGGUGAAUCCUUUUUUUGUUUUUUGCUCUUAAUUUUUUAAUGAAAAAAAACUGAAAUGAAAAGGCUGUCAAAAGUCAGACGCGUGUAGGCGCAAAUCUCGGUUAAUGCUUGUGAAUGUCUGAGCUGGCUUGAGGUUGACGUGUGUAGGUGCGCCACAUGCGCCCAGGGUACCGGUUUUAAGAGGUGCUUGUAAUGAUGCGGCAGUUUGUGUGCUCGACCUUUUUCCUCGGAGGUAUUCCCUCUCCAGAGAGCUAUAACAAGAACAAGUGACGAAUUUUUUCUUAGAUCCGCCAGAAUCCAUCCAACAUUUCUAUACAAUAAAAACACACGUGUUUACUACAAAGAUAAAUAAUUACGCUAUAAAACAAACUUAGGAUACUAAGACCGAAGUAGCCAUUACAUAAUGACCGUCAGAGCUUGUCAACAUCACAUUAGAUCCUACAUGCCAUCUUUCUUAAUAUCUGAUAUCACUUACCUUUUAUUAUGUACUUUUUUAAUGUUAAAAAAAUACAAAAUAAUAAAUGCGGAAUCCAGCUGCAUGCUAAGGCGUAGCCAAGGGGGCAGAGAGGCAGAUGUUCCAGUGCGCCAGCCUAGUUAAGGGCGCCAAAAUGGGUCUUGGUAUUUUAAAUAAUUUUAUAAAUAGGAAUUUUACAGUUGAAAGGGGCGUAAAAAUAAAUCAGGUCCCCUGGCACCAAACACUCUAGCUACGCCUCUGGCUGCACGGAUAUUGUGAUGAAUUGUAAUUGUAAUCAUGGGGGACUGUGCUUUCCCCUAAUAUGAGGUUAACAUUGCGAAUCACAUAUAAAUGUACACAUUUGAAUGUACACACAUGUCGAUGUACACCAUUAGAUUGUGAAGUGAGCUCAUACAACACGAUACCCACCUUACCUGUCUACUGACUUACAUUACAUACUUGGUUACCGUUUGUAAUGAGUUACACGUGACGCAGCUGUAAUAAUAAUCAUCACUCGUUGAAACAGAGCUCUCUUGACUUUACGCUUGUGUGCGGUAUAGAGCUCGUAUUUCUGUUGGAUGGGACUUCACAAUGCUGGACAUUAAACUGUUACUUAUUAACGAUGGAGAUGGUACAAUUCAACUUUAGGGGAAAAGUCUUCACACUGGCUGUUUGUUACCUGACAUAAUCAUGGCGAAUGGUACAAGAUUCAUCAGCUGGCUGUGCAUUCAUUAGUAAGCUGUGUUGCCUUUUGAAUUAUAUAAAUUGUUUUAAACAUUGCUGCACGGUGUUUGCCCCCUUUCUCCAGAUUUAUUCGUGAGAUUUUGGUAAGUCAUCUCAAAUCACUCAAACGUCACCUUAAUUUUUGUCUUGUCAUUGACAGUUUAACUGUAAAUGUAAUGAAACGAAUUAUCAAGGAAAAGAACAACACAUUUUAAUAGGCUUUCCCACAAUUUAUGAAAGCUUAUUCCAUGUACUUUUAUACUCGGAGCCCAAUGUUCGCCCAUUUAAAACACUAUAUCAACAUGCCUCGGAAUUGAUAGAUUUGCAAAACAGUAAAUAAACAUAUAUCGGAAUUCAAAGAUUAUGGCAACAAUUGUGGAAAUAAUAAAUAUACAUACAUUGGAAUUUAAAAUUGUACAAACAAUAUAUAAACAUACAGUGGAAUUUUAACAUUGUACACAGAAUAUUUAAACAUACAUUGGAAUUUUAAGGUUGUGGACUUUCUUGUCCAUUUCGAUUUUUCUUCAGGACCUCUAUAAAUAUCACCUUGUUUUUAUUAGGACACAAAUACAAACUAUGACAAAUUUUUGUUUGUAUCCUGUUUGUCUGUGCAACUAAGGUUGCUUCAAACUUGCGGUCUAAAGACUAGACGUAUUAAUUAGGGUUGCUUCACACUCGCGGUCAAAAGACUGUACGUUUUAAUUAGGGUUGCUUCACACUCGCGGUCAAAGGGCUGUACGUUUUAAUUAGGGUUGCUUCACACUCGCGGUCAAAAGACUACGUUUUAACUAGGGUUGCUUCGCACUCGCGGUCAAAAGACUGUACGUUUUAAUUAGGGUUGCUUCACACUCGCGGUCAAAAGACUGUACGUUUUAAUUAGGGUUGCUUCACACUCGCGGUCAAAAGACUGUACGUUUUAAUUAGGGUUGCUUCACACUCGCGGUCAAAAGACUAUGUAUUAAUUAGGGUUGUUUCACACUAGCGGUCAAAAGACUGUACGUAUUAAUUAGGGUUGCUUCACACUCGCGGUCAAAAGACUGUACGUUUUAAUUAGGGUUGCUUCACACUCGCGGUCAAAAUACUGUACGUUUUAAUUAGGGUGGCUUCACACUCGCGGUCAAAAGACUGUACGUAUUAAUUAGGGUUGCUUCACACUCGCGGUCAAAAAACUGUACGUUUUAAUUAGGGUUGCUUCACACUCGCGGUCAAAAGACUACGUAUUAACUAGGGUUGCUUCACACUCACAGUCAAAAGACUGUACGUUUUAACUAGCGUUGCUUCACACUCGCGGUCAAAAGACUACGUAUUAACUAGGGUUGCUUCACACUCGCGGUCAAAAGACUACGUAUUAACUAGGGUUGCUUCACACUCGCGGUCAAAAGACUACGUAUUAACUAGGGUUGCUUCACACUCGCGGUCAAAAGACUGUACGUUUUAACUAGGGUUGCUUCACACUCGCGGUCAAAAGACUGUACGUUUUAAUUAGGGUGGCUUCACACUCGCGGUCAAAAGACUGUACGUUUUAAUUAGGGUUGCUUCACACUCGCGGUCAAAAGACUACGUAUUAACUAGGGUUGCUUCACACUCGCGGUUAAAAGACUACAUUUUAACUAGGGUUGCUUCACAUUCGCAAUCAAAAGACUGUACGUAUUAACUAGGGUUGCUACACACUCGCGGUCGAAAGAAUUUGCAUUAUUUUUCUUGAAACUCGACUUCUCUAAGACUUAAUCGCUGCUAUGACCGUCUUUGCGUUCCUUUAAUAGAGUUAUUAUCUUAAGGAGUCGAGAAGACACAGUCCUAGCCAGUGGCCCGAUUGCAUCUCUGGCAUUUACUGGGAAAUGAAUUCAGCAUAAUAUAAUUUUAGAGCACUAUUGUAUUUGUAGCUAAACUUUUAUAUCCCUGAUCUAUAUGCAGGCGUGACACCGUGGCCCCGAAACAUUUUUGAAACAUUUCGGCUGAAAUUUUGAGUUAGGUCUAGUCAGUGUAGGGAACUCGUCACUCUUCCUCUAACUGUGAUUAAACACCCUGUCUGUGAGCGAGACAUCAGCGGACAUGGGGAUUCCAUGUGUGGGUGGUCUAAUGAUGGCUAGAACUCAAGACUAACUAACUUUAAAAAGUGUACAGUGCCUCUGGCUUUUUUUUUUCUUCUCUUCUUGACUUGUACCUGCCCAAGGAUUCUAAGUUCAAGAAAACGGUGGCUGUUUAAUAUAAAUGCUCUCGGGUUAGAAACAUUAAAGAUGAUGUCAGGUGAUAGUUGAGGAAGAGUGGCUAAUGUCAUGCAGGUCUUCUUGUCUCUUGCAGAUAAAAAUGUAUCGAGGCUUUCUGUAAGAAACACUAUUCCAGUUCAGAUCUCCCGGAUAUGAUUCAUUUUAUUAUGUUUUUAACAAUAUUGAAUUCUAUUAUGAUUUUUUAUUUGUUCUACUGAUUUCUAUUAAAAUUAUAGAAUUACUGCUUUCACGAUGUUUAAAAAAAAAAGAAGAAAAAAUGCGUAACUAUUAUUUUGGAUGAGGGUGUUCGCAGUUUUGAGCAUUAAAUGACUUCCAAGCCUCAUUAUAUCGGGGCAUGUUAAUAAAAUUAAAACAUUUUAAAUGUAAACAUAUGGGGUCCUUAUAAAUGGCCAGUUUCCAAUAAAGCAUAUGGAUAUACAUCUUACAAUGCUCAAUUUUAAUUAAUUUUUUUUUAAAUUGAUAAUUUGUAAUGAGUUUCUCCAUCUCUAACCAAAAGUUUUUCCAAAAAAAAAAAAAAAGGACAUUUUGCUUAUUCAAUUUUAUUUAAGUUUCAAAUGUGUGUUGUUUCAUCCUACACUGUGCUUAGUUUAGAAAAGGUAUUUGUGCCCUAUAGACCUGACGAUGCUGAAUCUCCCAAUGUAUCCCAGUCCACCCACCAUCGACCGGUGUGGAGGAGUUGUCUGUAAGGGAAGUAAUAACAAGUCAGAUGCGUGGGUGGAGUGGGUGGCGUAAAGAAAAUCUGGUGUGUGUGGUUGGGAUGGUGAUGAGCUCCAAUAUUUUUUUUUACUCGUGCCUUAUUUGAGGCAGUGGGAGAAAAUUUAGAUUGUUUGAAACUGAAGGUUGGAGGAUGCAGCUGAAUUUAGAAUAAGUUUGUCCGAUGACGUGAUUUAACUCUGUUACUCUCUAGGAUGUAUGAACACAGUUGGACUUUAGAUUAACUCUUUUUUUUCCAUAUACCAUUAUGUAUGGAUCUAGCUUCAGGUUCUUUGAGUGCUUUCAAUAUCCGUAAGUUUAAAAUUAAUGCUCCUUAAUCUCUAAUGUUGUUUUACGUGACUUUGAGUCUCAGAAUGUGAGCUGUGUUCUCCAAAUUGUCUUCACUGCCAUCAGAAAAUGUGAGCCGGUUAGGCUCUACAGAGGCCAUAGAGAUAAGGUUACUGUAGGCACCCGUGAUCAACUAGGUAGCGAUUGGGUUUUCAUUUCCGUAGUUGAGACUAUAGUUAUGUUUAAGGGGACAAGUUGAUUUCUGAAAGAGAUGUACUGAGAUGAUUGACGUUGUCUUAUUACGGUCACUCUCAUGUUUAACAUUGGCAUCAAAACUUAAUAUUAAUUAUGAGAACGUCGAGGUCCUUUAGAUCCCAGACAUUUAUGUUAGUUAAAAAAAAAAUUAAGUUAAAAUAAUUCACGAUUGAUUGAACUCUAUUUGAUACAUUGUGCGUUAGCUCAUCUGCCAAGGCUACCGGUGUAUAAAAUUCCAAUAGCGGAUCCUUAAAAAGAAAUCGAAGAAACAAGGUACCCAUGUUUUGCUCACUUCGCGUCUCCAUCUUAUAUUUUACAUUGAUCAUUUCUGAAGUACUCCAAGAUACAAAAAAAAAUAUAUAUAUAUAUAUAAACAUAUAUAUAAAAGACUGGCAUAAGCCCAAUGUUCGGUUUUUGGCAAGUAUUAAAAACACAGAACUGUUUAUCACAUGCCUACCUACAGGUAGUGGUUGAUCCAAGGCGCUGACAUCUCAGCACAUAGCUCGGGUUGUUAUGCGUAGAAUUACGUUGUAUUUGCAGUAGAUAAAAUGAAAAACGAUUAUUUAUUUAAGGAAACCUCACAUAAAAUAAGUGUUAUGUUGGUGAGUGUGAUUUUGUGGAUGUGUGUGAGUGAGUGAUCCGGCUGUCCAACUUAAUAUGUUUGCCUUCACUUUAAUUUCUUGUACCAUGCCUGGCAUAGCUGGGUACUAUCACACACAUGGUGGUAGAGCUGGGCACUACCACACACAUAGUUGCAUAGCUUGGUACUAUCACACACAUGGUGGUAUAGCUGGGCACUACCACACACAUUGUGGUAGAGCUGGCCACUACCACACACAUUGUGGCAGAGCUGGACACUACCACAUACAUUGUUGUAGAGCUGGACACUAUCUCACACAUUGUACUGCCACACACACUGUGGUAGAGCUGGACACUAUCAAGCAUAUUGUGAUAUUGCUGGGCACUAUCACACACACUGUGGUAGAGCUGGACACUAUCACACACAUUGUGGUAUUGCUGGGCACUAUCACACACACAUUGUGGUAUUGCUGGACACUACCACACACACAUUGUGGUAUUGCUGGGCACUACCACACACACAUUGUGGUAUGCUGGACACUACCACACACACAUUGUGGCAUUGCUGGGCACUACCACACACAGCUUUGUGGUAUUGCUGGGCACUACCACACACACAUUGUGCACCAAGUUUUUAGAUUGCCUCUAAAUCUAAAAAGUGAUUGACGACGUCCGCUCUGUUGACUUGUACGUGUGUAGAAUACAUUUAAUGUAAAUGGCAUCACUCCGUAUUCAAGUCUAUCAAGUAACACAUAUCAUCUUCACUAGAACGUUAUUAUAAACCACAGCCCAGUAUAAAGCAUUCACGUCAUUCCGGCUCUCCUGAAUGACAUCAACUUAAAAAUUGGUUACCAAAUUACGCUCUACCAAUGAGACUUUAUCAUUUCUUAUUUAAGGAAACGAUAGCAUACAUAUUUAGAUGAUAAUGUUACAGUUUUACGUCCGUUAAAUAAAUAAAUUAUUUGCACAAGGCUUAACGCUUAUGUGAUCCCUAAUCAACAGUUAGGUGUUGUGAGAUAAAUGCCGUUGUCAUUCAGUCUGAGGUUCGCUAUUUUUACAAUUGUGCUCUUUGUUGAGCAAAUCCCGUGGCCAAAGGAUACCAACGUCUUUAUUUUGUAUGGAUGAAUUGCACUGUCCUGUAAAGUCCAUGUUCUUGUCAAAAUGCAUCACCUUCACUCUGGUUUCCUUCACAGUGACGGUGGUUUCAUUGCUCACAAUGCCCGCGGUGAUGGUUAUCCUGGUAAUGUCCCCACUAAAGUGGUCAACUACAGUGGCAACCCAGAGGGCACCACCUCCAACGGGACAGUCAAUGCUAACAGUAAAACAUCGGAAUCUCUUUAUGACCUACCUUGCUACAACGAGUAUCUGGUGAGUAUUGUCUAUAAUUACCCAGAGAGAGACAUGUAUUUGAUCCACACUGAUUUGCUGUUUUACAUCAGCUGUUAUUUAAAAAUAUUUGGUCAUCCCCAUUUAUGAUUCAGCAUUUGUGCCCUUUUUGUUUGUUUGUUUUUUUGUUUUUGUUUUUUGUUGUUAUCCAACAAGCCUCUCAGAACAACACAAAAAAAAAAACAAAAAAAAACAGCAAAUAAAAAAAUAAAUUAACAAUUUCAAAGAGAAAUAUUUUUAAAAUUCCAUCUUGGCCUUGUCUCAUAUCAGCACUGAAAAGUGUUCCUCAACGUAAAUCUAUUUUAAUUUUUUGUUUCCCUCUUAUAAUUUAAAAAAAGUCUCCCCACACCCAUUGUCUUCUACGACACCUCAACAGUGCAGGUUGUAGUAGACGGUAAGUCUGAAACACUAAAGGUGCGUGCCGAGAUUGACCUGGGGAACAAUGGGAGUGAACCAAGCAUGCAUUCUCUGAGUUGUUAUUUCAUUUGGUUACCGCCACUGAAUAACAAUCUGACAUGCUUAAUUGGGGUAAAGUAUGUGUGUCCUCAAAAAUACGUUUAACCACGUAAAAAUUCGAUGUGAAAGUGAACAUGGUCUGAGAACUAAGGCUUUAGAGCAGCCAAAGCUUCAACCCUCUAUAAGAUACCGACAGCCGAGAACAUAUUAAAAAAUAUAGUAUAAAUACAUCAUUUUUUAAAAUUCAAAUAUAUAAACAAAUAAUUUAAUCACCUUUAAAAAUAGUAAACAAAUAAAGCCUGAGCUAAUCUUACGCAAAUGUUUGCGGGUUAAAAUGAAGUUUAUUUGCGAUUUUGUGCACUAAUCCGAUUAUAAUAGAUAUUCCCCACCUUUUCUUAUUGUACCUCCACUAUUGGAGACCUCUGAAUUGCAGACCUACUACUGUAGAGAUCUUAAAUUAGACCAAACAGUUUUUUUGUACAACAAACGUUUUCAGUGGAAUGAAAUAGCAGAUUUAAAAUGUAUUAUUAGACCAAGUAUAUUUACGUGUGUCUGUGUGUGGAUUACGCAACCAGGAUAUACAUGGACAGACCCAGUGGUGUGGCUAGGUUGUGAGAGGGAAAGUGGGUCUUCCCUCAGAUAAGACAACCCCUCAUUAGUAAAUGAAUAAAAGUCAUCCCCCUUCCCCCUCAUUCUCCUGUUUACUGGUGUAUAUUAUUUCACAAAUUAACUACAUCACUGUUGGCGCAUAUGUUAAACUGUGCAAGACAUUCUACCAAUAAAACAUAUUUGCAAAUAGUAAUUAAAAAGAUGCAUAUUUCGAAAAUACAGAUUUUCACUGACCUUUGGGGGUGUCCAGUGAAACAUGAGUUAACAAUAAUGGCAUUAUCUCUCUCUCUCCCUCUCUCUCUCUCUCUCUCUCUCUCUCUCUCUCUCUCUCUCUAUAUAUAUAUAUAUAAAUAUAUAUAUAUCUAUAUAUAUUCUCCAUAAAAAAAUGAAAUACAACAAAUCUAACAAUAAACAAAUUGCUUAAAGACUUAAGAUACACAUGUGUUGUAUUUUACAAAAGAAAUCUUUCCAUAGUCAUCUAAGUCCUAUUAAUCAUCUAAGUUUUAAUAUCUGAAGAAGAUACCAGCAUAUGCAUUCUGUAUUGUAUUGAUUUGAAGCAAAUAUUUUUUUGCCGAAGGUUAUUUUAAAAAAAAAAAUCGGAGAGGUGAAUGCUUAAUUUAACCGAACACGGAAUUUUCUAUGGGCUUACAGUACCACCAGCUUUCUGCAUAACACUCAGCAGGGGAAUGUCCGCGGUGAUUACUCGACACUGUCACCCCACGAAAAUAUGUCCUACCGUUCUCACACAUCUUGGAUACCGCCGUGUCGUCUGCUGCUAUUAGUGAUACAUUCUUUGCUGGAUACCCAUCAUUCCUGAAAAAGUUUCAUAUGGAUUUUUAGGGACUCUUUUCUUACUGAAAGAAAAAGUAUUUUUAGUAAAUUAUUAUUUCGUGCACAGUAUUUUUAUUUGUUGAUUUCUCCGAGAAAUUUAAAUGAAAUUAUAAUAACCUUUCGUGACGUGAAUUCGGAUUGUGGAUUAUUUUAAAGAGGGUGACUGCUCUGGGAUGUAACAUGGAUGUCCUAGGUGACGUUCAUGGAUAUUACAUCUUAAAUGUGCCACUUGAAACUAGAUGUAACAUUUGUGUCGAAAAUUACUAUUUUAAAAAAAAAUCCAGUUAAGAUUGAUAAAACCUUAACAAUACACGACCACCAAGGGGCAGCGAGCACGCGGCGUGCCUGUCUAACUCGGUUGUCCUCCUUCACAUUCCAGCUGCCUGGAGUUUACGAUAAGCCGUGACCCACUUCUAGGAAUAAUUGAUUAGUGUCGCACAGCUACCAUCCCACCCCUAAAAACCAACCCCACCCUUGUUCCGUAUGGAUAUGUUGGAGUGUUGUCGCCCCCCCCCCCCCCCCCCCCUUCUUUUUUUUUUCUUUUUUUUGUUGCUGUUGAGUUUAAUGGCUUAACUUUGUUGAUAGAACUUGUUACUAGACUGGCGCCGUAACAAUAGGAAGUGGUAACUGCACAAAUUAUUCAGCAGUUCAUUAACUAUGAGUUGCUGGGUUGAUGUCAUUGUCAGUAAGGUUUUCAAGAUUUGACGGACUCUCACACUGCAAGUCGGCAUUAGUCAUUAAAUAUCUCUCUCGAAUCUCAAAUCGGCAUAAACAAAAAUAAUUAAAUCGAUACUAUUUUUCUGGCCUGUCUAUUCAUAGUAAAAAUACCACGCUAUUUUCUAUUUUUCCAUUUCAUUUCAAAUCAAAACAAGGGUUAAUGAAGCCACCCAAAUGAUGUGGGAUAACCUAGCUUCUCAGUUCACCAAACCACUUCCAGAUGAAUUGUAUCAAAGUCAUGUUGUAAUUUAUUUCAACUCAAAUAAUGUCAGUUUUCGAAAUUCUACUCUAUGACACUAGAUUAAAACUUUGUGAAAUAAAUUCUUCAUCAACGUGAUGGCUUAGUUACUGUUGUACUAAGCACUGCAAUGUCUCCAGCUUAUUGCUGUAGUUUAGCAGCAUUUGGCAAAUUUUGCUGAAUGCGCUCCAGCGUCUUGUAGGCCUGACGUUAUUCAUUGUUGACUUUCUUUUCUUCCUGUCCUGCCAUGCAUGGUUGUCAUCCCCUCCGCCCCCCCUCCCCCAAUUUUUCUUUUCAUAACUCAAGCCAUGUCACUUAGAGGAUUUAAAAAAAAAAAAAAAAAGUUUUCUUUUCACGUCCGUCCCUGUCUCUCCCAUUCGUGUCACCAACUUUUUAUUUUAAAAAAAAAAAAAAAAAGUUUUCUUUUCCCGUCCGUCCCUGUCUCUCCCAUUCGUGUCACCAACUUUUUAUUUCCCCCCCCCCCCCCCCCCCCUUUUUCACCUUUUCAAGUUUAUCCCCAACCCUUAAUUGUCCCGCUCUUUCUUUAAAAAAACAAACAAACAAGAAAACUUACAUUGCAAUAUUAAAGAUGAUCGGAUUACGCAAUGUUGUUAUACCUCAUGGGUUAACCUUGAACGAAAUGUUCAAGUAACAACUUGGUAUAGUAAAGUUCGCUUAAAUGAAGAGAGGUUUGCAUUACACAAUCUAAGAGUUGAGAAAGGUCUGUUAAGGGUGAAGCGUUAGAUUCCUCUGUAUUGCAAUAUGUUUGAACCGGAAUAAACAGGAGCGAUAGGGUAAAAUUACACACGCGCUCACUAUUGCUCGAGGUUAAGAGGAAAACGACCGAAUACGCUGAGAAGUUUAGGUGCAGCUGAUAUCACUAAUGGUGUAGCAAAUGAAUGUUUAAUGGUGAGGAGAAGCGUACCUGUUGUUGGCUAUCAAAUGACCUCAUCCUAGUGGAUCCGGCAUCUCAGUUUUCACGCCUACGUAGGACAUGCCGCAAGACGCACCACCAGCCACAGCUGAUAGUGUUGGCAUACACGUAUUUUAGAAACAUUUUUACAGCAUAGGAUAAACAAGUUUCGGGAAACUUGCUGGGAAGUUCUCGCCCUCAUGUCGAUCUCACGUUUACAAUUAUGUUUUAAAAAAAACCUGAAAUACAAGUGUACAGAAUAUAAUAUAAAUAAAACACACAAUUUGAUGAUAUUGAAUUGAACGCAUGGCUUGUGAACAAUUAAAAUAGUGUGUCUUCAUGUUCAAAAUGCUAGAUUGCUUCCUUAGAUUGAAGUACUGUUAGGCAAUGUUAUCUACUAGGAAUUCUUGACAGUUAUUGUAAAUUAAAUGGUGGUGUAUACAGGGGCGUUCUGACUUUUUUUGACAGGGAGAGGGUCAACCUUGCCACACUUUUGAUGACGCUUCAUAUUUGGGUCAGUUAUAAAGUUAUCUUGACACCGGUAGAAGGGGGGGGGGGAGGGUCUUGACCCCCGGAAUCUCCCCGCCCAGCUACGCCCCUGGGUGUGUAGUGGAGUUGGGGGAAAAAAAAAGGGGGGGGGGUGAGUUUACUUGAAAAUUUCCAUUCAAAUUGUUGGAGACGUUCAUGACUAAGAUUUGUAUGUCUAAAUUUCUUAAUCAAACAAGUCGACAUUCAUUUUUCUAUUAGAAGCAGUCGCAGUGAAGAGAUGUUCUAUAUCAUGGGUCCUCAAACUAUUGCACGCCAGGUUAACCCGGGCCGCUUGUCCGGGUGGCAGUGACGCUUAUGGAAACGGACAUUGACCAUCUAUUUUGACUUAAUGUUAUUUAAAUUCUUGCUUCCUUUUAAAUAUGUUAUUUCCCCCUGGUGUUUCCACUUCGCAUAAUAUACAAAGGAAUUAAUUCAUAUUAUUUUUAAUCGAUAGUCCUACCCCAAACAGUGUCUCAGGGACAUUGAACCGGUCUUCAAGUGUCUAAGGGUCACAAAACCGGCCAUUCGGUGAAAAAGUUUGAGGACCCCUGUUCUAUAUCUUGCCUUAUACCCAUUCAACCGCCCUGCCCACCCCUCCCCCAUAGUCUUGACGACCCAAUUCAGCACUGGGCCCACUGUGUUAAGGGAUUAUUAGUCUUGUUUAAAGUAUGCCUGUGAAAUUCUUGAUGCGUCUGCUGAAUUCCUGGUGGUUUUAUUGGCUUUGAAUUCCUUUCAGCGCUAGGUAGUGGUGAAGUGUGUCGUGAUCUGGUCCUACUUCAUAAUGCAUUGGCUUGUCGAUGGGCAUGUUGCGGUAUUUUGUCGUUGUACAAGUACAUUAUGUCACGGCCAUUACUUGUCCCCGCACUUACAGCAGACAACCAAAGCUCUAAUCCUGUGCACGUUCAUUUAAGUUAUUCAUCUAUAACAAAAAUAUAGUCUAAUUUGUAAAGUUAUUAAAAAUAUAGUCUAAUUUGUAAAGUUAUUAAAAAUAUAGUCUAAUUUGUAAAGUUAUUAAAAAUAUAGUCUAAUUUGUAAAGUUAUUAAAAAUACUGUAUUGAGUCUUAAAUUAAAGACGGCAGAUACUACAUUGUCGAGUCUUAUGAGUUAUGAUUAAAUAGCAGCCCAAGUAACCCCAUCACUACGCAUGUUUGCAACGAAGGCUGACUUGUUGGGAAGUUCUCUCUGUGAUGAAGAUCCUAAUGAUUACGCCAAAAUUGCUUAGUUUUCUUCUAGAUUUGUGCACAUUUUUCCUUCCCCAAUUCUUCUGUAUUAUUUCCUCUUAGGCCUAUUAAUAAUUCUAUGUCUGAUUUAGCAACAUUUAAAGCCGCAAUUUGUUUUCUGACCAGUAUUUGACAUGACCUCACUACAUUCAUAUACUUGGUUAUUAAAGGUGGGAAGAAAUUUUUUUGUUACAGCUGUUUUUGUGUGUUGUUUUUUGUGUCUGAAUAGUAGAAGACUACAAAACAACAGACGCACAUUUAUUUGUCCAAGAAAUUAUUACAUCCCCUUUUUGUUGUUGUAACCUGGUGUCGAGUAGCGUAGUCGUAGUCCAUAUAACAAAACAUCCGGAUCGUCGCUAACAUAUUAUGUAAUAAUGAAAACAGUUUUCAUGCAAUGGAUAGCGUUUGUGUUGUUCAUUGCUUUAAACAUACACAUGUUGUGACAUGGUUUUCUCCAAGUGCUUCCCUUUGCUCCACUUAAAAAGUCGACGUGAUGCCACUGUGUUCCAUUGCUAACUAACAUCGUACAUUGCUGACUUACAAACAAACCAGGUACAUUUACAAAUCUAAUCUGUCAUCAAAUUUAUUUUCGAAAGUUUGAAUUUUUCCCACCUGAAAGACAGUAAAAAAGAUCUAUGUAACUUUAAAAAAUGUUUAAAAAGUAUAUUUGUUACUAGCUCUUUUAUUUUCUAGAUUUUAAAUUAGUGUCACCUAUUUAAAGGUAAUCGUAGAAAAGGGUAAUCAUAGAAGAUGUAACGGUGCGUAAUUUCGUUUAAAUAGCAUCUUUACCGCUUAAAUUAUUUAUAUAUAACAGAUACACAAUAUAUAUAUAUAUAUAUAUAUAUAUAUAUAUAUAUAUAUAUAUAUAUAUAUAUAUAAAAAUAUAUCAAUAUAUAUAUAUAUACACAAUAAAAAAAAAAAAAAAUAAAUAUAUAUAAAUAUAUAUAAUUAUAUAUAAAAAAAACACAAUAUAUAUAUAUAUAUAUAUAUAUAUAUAUAUAUAUAUAUAUAUAUAUGUAUAUAUAUAAACAAUUAUCAUUAAAUUCAUAUAUACACAAUAAAUAAAUAAAUAAAUAAAUAAAUAUAAAUAUAUAUAACAUGGGUGAGGGGUGGGGGGGUAGGCAUUCUAGAAAAGCUUAGGCGGGGCAUGGCACAAAAAAAGGUUAGGAAACACUGGACUAGAGGAUCUUACAUCAUCCGUUAUGAUCACUUCUCUGGUUCUGGUUCAUGCAGAUCCUUUUGUCAUACGCUAAAUUAUCACAAAUCGAUCACCUACAUUCUACCCUGUGCCUAGACAUUGUAUGUUAUAUAAUUCUACCUUACCUCCCCUCCCCCUUUAAGACCGUAUUUUCCCAGUAUUCUGUUCAAUGGUGAUUUACCACUAUGUACACAACGAGCACAUGAAGGCAGUUGGGUGUUAAUGAAGCCAUAAAUUGUUCCUACGGUGGUAUUGCUCUCACCUUCCAUCGUGUAGUGUUGCUGGAGUGCUCAAACAGUGAGGAUCACUGAUGAGACGAUUGCUCUCUUUACUCUGGGCUAGUAAUAAACCCAAAAUCCACGGCAGCGUGAUUUAUUAAUAAACCCAAAAUCCACGGCAAUGUGGUUUAUGGAUCAAUCCAACAUCCACGGCAAUGUGGUUUAUGGAUCAAUCCAACAUCCACGGCAAUGUGGUUUAUGGAUCAAUCCAACAUCCACGGCAAUGUGAUUUAUUAAUAAACCCAACAUCCACGGCAAUGUGGUUUAUGGAUCAAUCCAACAUCCACGGCAAUGUGAUUUAUUAAUAAACCCAACAUCCACGGCAAUGUGGUUUAUGGAUAAAUCCACGGCAGUGUGGUUUAUUGAUAGACCCAACAUCCACGGCUGUGUGGUUUAUUGAUAGACCCAACAUCCACGGAAGUGUGGUUUAUGGAUAGACCCAACAUUCACGGCAAUGUGGUUUAUGGAUAAACCCAACAUCCACGGCAGUGUGGUUUAUUGAUAGACCCAACAUCCACGGCAAUGUGGUUUAUGGAUAAAUCCAACAUCCACGGCAGUGUGAUUUUUUUGAUGAACCCAACAUCCACGGCAGUGUGGUUUAUGGAUAAACCCAACAUCCACGGCAGUGUGAUUUUUUUGAUAAACCCAACAUCCACGGCAGUGUGGUUUAUGGAUAAACCCAACAUCCUCGACAGUGUGGCUUAUUGAUAGAUCCAACAUCCACGGCAGUGGUUUGAUAGUAUCAAAGCUGUAAAACGUAGCAUUUAUUUGAGACUUAGUUUGUAACUUAAAUGUUACGUUGUGUUCUUCUGUAGGACCUGUUUUGAUAACAAAUAUUUCCAUUUUGUUCUGGUAUAUAGCGGCAAGAUCACUACAAGCUACGUUUCGAUUGCCUUAAGAAAUAGUACCCAUAAAAAACAAUAAAUAACUAUAAAUAGAAAGCUCUUGAGCAUACCAACAUUAGUUGUGAGGAUAUCUUGAUGAUAUAAUAAAUCACUGGCCGACCAACCUUAUUUCAGAUUGAUCACAGCUGCCAUGCUGGAGGCUAUACAAACUAAGAGAUUCGGUAAAUUAACAAUAACACCCACUCUCCCCCCCCCCCCCCCCCCACACACGAGUUUCUUACAGCUCCACCUGCUGACUUUGCGGUUAACAACUGCCAUAACUUCUUUGGCCAUUUGCAGUCUGAUGAUUUCUUAAUUUGUAUAUAGUUGAUCUUUACCCGUUCACCGUGAAUAAUUUAUCAACAAAUUAAUAGUGCAUUGGUAUAAUGCAAAGACAAACUACAAUACACGGGCAACAGGAAUGUUAAGAAAAGUCUCAGCCUUCAUGAGAUGAGUUUGUAAAAGAUAAGUGUAAGACAAAAUGUGAGACAUAGCGGGUAUCCGUGAUCAAUACAAGUUUACUGCAUUUCUUGUCCACUGUCGGUAUAGGAAAUGCUCAUUAUUAUUUUUUUUAAAUGCUUGCAAUGUCCUGAAAUUUCAAAGAAAGCGGAUAUGAUAUAACCAAUUCAUUUGAACUUUUCUCACAGAAAAUAAACCAUUUGUUUCCCUUGGUGGUCGUACCCCACUCUUACUAUCGUCUUGGUAUUAUGUGUUUGUUUAUAGAAAUACAAGGUUUAAAAUCAAACCGCUGCACCAAGGUCAACAAGAGGACUAUUUCAUUUGAUGCAGUAUGUCCCCGCAGACGACAGAAAAUACUCUUAGCUGGAUGACCCGCAUGGCGAUUGCCAGAAUGAAACAGAUUCUUUAAAAUAAUAUAGUCGGUUUAUUUUAGCUGUCCGAUUGUGCCUAACAUGUUUCAAUAAAGAAGUUAUAAAUGUUGGCUUGUAUUGAAAUCGACAUUGGUAGACUCGUGACAUUAGUUUAAGGCUUAACCUUGGGGGAUAGAAAAUAAUAAAAUUCAUUACUGAAAAGUUCUACUUGUAUUAAUUCAGUAAAUUAGAGUCACCAAAACAGCUCUUUAAGACUUGAUACAUGCCAGGGAAUUGUGUUUUCCGUGAAUUGUGUGUUACGUGAAUUUUAUGGUAUGGGAAUUGUAUGGUCCGUGAAUUGUGUAGUAAACAAUAUCUCUGCGAAUAGAAUUUAAAAAAUUUUUUCUUCAUGAAUGAACCCAAUAGUCCUACUAUUACUAUUACAAUUUUAUCAAACAAGGGUGGGCGCGCCCCCACUCCCUCUAGAAACUUAAAUACUAAAUCUUCUUGUUUAACAUGAUGACCAUAUUUAUAAAAAGUUGUAUUUGCUAUUUCUAAAGAAAUCAAUGCCGUCUCCGGCACUAGAAUGAGCUCCGUGGGCUACUCCCACGCCAUGCCCACUUAGCAUGACAUCACGGCUGUGUGGAAAUGGGAAUGUCAGGCUAUCUUAUCCAACUAUCGAUAAACCAAAAAUUCUUAUCAGUCAGCUAUAGAGAGGCGUGGAUGAGGUCAUCUACGGCUUUAUCCUAUCCAACGCGUGGAGCUAGUGGACAGAAAGAAUUGGCUUCCCUGUAUGUAACAUUGAUUUAUACAGCUGUUGAUCUCUCUAAUCAUGACGCCAAUCUUUGUGUUCCGAUGUGACGAUAACACUCCAAGGAGGUGUUGGGAAGUCUGGGGAACACACAUAACUUUUUAAAAAAAAAAAAAGGGGGGGGGGGGGUAAAGCGACAAUGUCCAUCUUGAUCCCUUCCCAAAAUAAGGUCGAAAGAAAUAAGAAAAGAAACUUCAAACAUUUUUAAACAUUCAGAAUAUUUAUUGACGAAGAUCAUUCAACCAUGACGAUAAUAUUGGGAGGAUAAUAUAAUGCAUAAAUAAGCCACCGAUUUAUAUCAGUACCGAUACAUUAUGAUAUAACUCGGUGGCUUACUUAUGUCAUCGAGACAAACACAAAGAGAAAAAACAGACACGCAAAUAACCCUUUAUCUCGAGCGGUUAUUUUUAAGCUCCCCCAAGCCAUUUGAAAUGAUAGUCCUUGGCCUGAUAGCGAAAUGAAACGUUUUAAUUGACUGGCUUUGUCAACAGUCAAAGAUUGAUUGCACAGGCUUCACUGGGAGCUGUAAUAGAUGGGAAUGUCAUCAGUAGCUUAACAAUCUGUCCAAAGGCCAGUACUUUUCUCUCGGCACCAGGUUCGCCUGGACAGGAGGCACCCAUUCUCUUAUACUGUUUUCCAUCAGCUGAAUUAUCGCGAAAUAAGUUUCAUCUACCUACUGGAACCGCCAUGGUUUAAGGGAUGAAAUGUAGAAAAGAAAGUUAGCGUUUUUAGGAAAUGGAAUCCAUUAUGGAUUUUUAAAUGAAUAGACGUUGUGCUAUCUAAACAGUUGCAUGCUAUCUAAAGAAUUGGGUGCUACCUAAAAAAGUUGAGUGCUACCUAAAGAGUUGGGUGCCAUAUAAAAAGUUGUUUGCUAUCUAAACAGUUGCAUGCUAUCUAAACAGUUGUGGAAUUAUUGUGUGCAAGAAACUUUUGAACUAGUUUUGUGUGUCCAUCGCCAUCAGAAAGCUGGAUAUGUGGGACUCAAUAUGUGUUUUCCAAGCAUGGUGAUUCACUUGGGCAUGAACUUAGUUCUUCAAUGUUACACCAAGACCUGUGGGUUUUUUGGACAAUCCUUUGAAACAACACUGGGAGUUAUGCCAUGAAAAUACUAUGCUGCGUCUGUCGGAAGACAGUGGCGGCAGGGGAACUGACCGUCAAGGUGGGAAAGAAGGAUGUUGAUUUUUAUGGCAAGCCCUUCCAGUUGGCGACCAGGUCCCAGCAAAACCAAACGAACAACCCACCAGCAAGCACGUGACCCGAAACACUGGGUGGACAAACUUAUUGGAAACAGUCAAAGGCCAUCAAUAAAACAUCAGGUGGGUGAAUCUUCUGCCAGGCAACACGUGCAUCUUGAUCACCAGGUGGGAAAAUUCACAGGUGAGCAUGAAAUUGAUGUGAACCACCGUGUGGAUAAACUGAAGGGACAGCAGCCACCACAAUACCUCAACCACCAGGUGGCGAAAACCCACCAAGUUGACUCCUCACAUCAGCGCAUCGUGGUUCGACAGUGUCGCAUUGGUUCAUCCAUUGCAUUCAGUCUCGUGGGAGUUCCACCAGAAAAGUUGCCCCAUAACAAGCACAUUGUAAGUAUAUAGAAAACUGGUGAAUGUGCACCUUAACAUAAUGUAAACAUGUCCAAUACAGUCUUUAAUGAACUGUAGAGUAUGCAAAAGCAUGAGCUGAUGGUGUUUAAAGUUACACAGGUACUCUGGUAUAUAUAUAACAUACCUACAAUACAAGGAAUAUGUUAUAUUACAUGAUUCCUGUUAACUUCCAAAUGCUAUGUCACACCAGAUCAAAAAGAAUUUCAUGAGUAUAUGUAGACCUACCAGUGUUUAUGGGUAUUCUCAACAACAUACAUAUGACAUUCAGCCAUCUCAGGUGGAAUAUUUGGAAUUAUCAUUAAAUUAUAAUAAAAGUUAAUUAAAGAAAAUAACAGUUAAGAUUUAUAUUAAGGAAAAUUACAGGCCAUAAGACCUUUCGUGUUUCCUUUCUUCCCUCUCACAAAACGGCAAGUUCAGAGAUCCACUAUCUGGUGGGAUGCCCGACUUAACUGGUAUAGCAUGCCAAGCAUAACAUAUUAACAAUGACUCUUGUCAUAAACAUGGACAGGUAACAUGCGCUGGCACAUAGACAAGCUGGUCCAGUGAAGGAAGCCAGCCUGAUUUAGCUUGGCUUUGUAACUUUGCAACUCAAGCUUCUAAGUCCUAAUUGGAGCUGUUGCUCUGCUCGUUUUUUUUUAAUAUUAUUAAUGGCCGUUUUUUUAUGGCGUUUUUUUUUCAUGGCCUUAUCCUGUAUUUUCACAAACCAAAAUACUUUGAUGGAAGGUCCCAUACUGACUUAAGGUAGUAGGCUGUUUAUGGGACCAUUGUUCUAUGCUCAUAUUUUUGUUUUUAUCAUUAUAAUGCGUUUCAAAUAAACAAUGAUGUUGGUGAAUAGUAUAGGUACAUAUUUUUGUAUUUAAAUACAUAUUGAUUUUUAAAGAGCCACACAAUUUUUAUGUGAAUAUAUAGUAUAAAAAGGCUUAAAAAUCAAAAACAUAGUAUUAAAACAAUCUUAUUGAUGAAAUAGCACAAUGUAUAUCUUUCAUUGUGAGCCCUCUUAAUAUUUUUGAACAUUUCUGACUUGUCUACUAAAUUUUUCUAGCAUUGCUGUGACAAUAAUGGUGCUCUUAAUUGGCUGAUAUAGAAACAAGAAAAAAAUAAUACAUUCUCAGUGACCUUUCAUAUAAAUUGAAAUAAAAUAAGUUGACAUAGGGGUUGUGAAGCUGUGAUAUAAACAUGGUCGAAGAAAUCUCCUAGGAAAUGGUCUGCUUUAGUAAUUUAAGUUGAUACUUGCUGUUAGUUUUUUGUGUUUGAGUUUAUAUGAGUAAUUCUUUCAACACUAAGUCCUGCUGGAGCUACUACAUACUAUAUGUAAAUAUGUCUAUUAAUGGGAUCAGAGUAAAUAAAACAGGACUUGCUGUGGGGUUGUGCAUAUAGAAGUUACAUUGCAUUCUUUUAAAACAUUAUUUAUGUUCUCCCCUUCUUCAAAUAUUCUUGGAGUCAGUUGCCCUGAGGCACCCUGACUCCGUCUUCACAAUGUGAUGGUGUAUUGGUGAGCAGUGGAAGGGUGGGGAGAAUGAGAUCCAAAUGUGUGCCUCUCAGGGUCUUUCCUGCUCGUGUUGUUGCUUUUUAACCCAACAGUAUGAGAGCUGUUCUAGAUAGUGGCUACUUCUUUAUCUCUCUUUGAGGAGGCUUACCAAACUAUUUGGAAUCCCCAUUCACAAGUAACAUUUCAGUUGCCCUGCUGGUCAACUGGGGUCUUGACCUCAGUGUGUUAUUUAUUUAUGCACCUUAUCAGACCUUAUCUAUGGCUUAACUCGACUUGCUCUUCAUUCCUGUUGGGGAGCUGGUCCUCACCAAAACCUUAAAUGCUAUAACAACACAGUGUUUGGAGAGGAAAUAAUAAGGUUUCUUUGAAAAAUAUAUAUACCAUUUUUCAGUGACAUAAAACUCAAGCCAAAAGACAAAAAUUCAUUUUCCAUCUCAACUUAGUAUCAUACAAAUGAGACAAAACACAGAAAGAAUUAGUUUUAAGGACAUGACUUAUUUAUAUAUAUAUAUUUUUAGUUUGCAUAAAUUUUCAACAAAAGCCAAACGCAUCGCCACUCAUCAUUAACCACUUUAUUUUUUGUAUUGGGUAAAGUAGGCCAGAAAUAACGAUAUGAAAGUUCCUUUUUUAAAAAAAGAAUGUCUUCAAUUUGAUUUCAGCCUAAUGGGAAUGGUUUCGCUGAUGGACAUGGUUUGGUUACCAUCCGGAUGAAACCAGAUGAAAAAGGAAGAUUUGGUUUUAAUGUAAAGGUAAAUACAAAGAAAAAUUUAUUUUUAAAACAGAAGAACUACAAUUAUUUUGCAUCUUAAUCUUAUCAUACUAAUCUUAUGUAAAGGAGAAGACUAUGGGACAAAUAGAUUUUUAAAUUGUAAUAAAUCGUGUCAAGAUAAGUUUAAAAAGCAAAAUUUUGCUUAAAUUUUAUAUAAAAUGUGCAAUAUUAUGAUUUUUAAAAAAGGUUGCUUGUGUGUAAUUUAGUUUAAACAAGGUAGAGCUUAAAUUUGAUGAAAGUAUCACAGUAACCAUAACAUUGUGGUGCUGGGUGGCCGAGUGGUCUAAACUGAGCAAAUCUCAAGUUGGUGGUCUGGAGUUCAAUUCCAGCUAGAGCAAAAACACCACCAGCACCCUCGUUAACCUUGGACGGCAACUCAUCUAAGAGAAGGAAACUCUGAAAUCAAACCCGGAGAUGGAGUCCCGAAAGGCGGAUAACAUUGAUACAAUGAAACAUUCCGACAACUCCUGCGAUGUCACUGGUGCCAAGCUGUAUCAUCCAAUGAUGUUCCCUUGGGUUACCCAGCGGCGUGGAGAGAGGCGAUUUGCUGUUGGGAACCAGCUUAUAAUCCUUCAAGUAUAAUAAUCCCAGGCUAUGUGGAUUUCGUCCUACAAAGCCCACUCCAUCGUCACAUUGUGACAGACAACCAGCAAAAAAAAAAACAUAAUAAAAUGAAAGAACAUUCAUUGGUCUUACAAUUUGGGUUGUGGAAAUGUUUCUUUUUAUAUCAUCACCAUCUAAAGAAAUGGGACAUUAGUUGGUUGUUUUUUUAAAUUAUAAUAUAUGUAUAGAAAUAAAAAAUUUCAUCACAUAAAAAAUGGUUAUUGAGAAGAGUAAUAUAAGCUGUACAUAGUUAAGGACCUCUCAUGCUUGAAAAUAUAUUUGUCUCUAUUCUGUUUGAUAAACUUCAAUGCAAUAGCCUGUAUAGUUACAGCUAAGGAACCAAGAAAGCCAUGUGAUGUGUAAAGCUUUAAAUGUAGUUAAAGUCCAACAAAUUAUCCUAAUUUAAUGUCUAUUGACAGGGAGGAGCUGAUCAGGGUAUGCCUAUCAUAGUGUCACGAGUGGCCCCUAACACACCAGCAGACUUGGCCAUACCACGAUUAAAUGAAGGAGAUCAGGUGUUGCUCAUCAAUGGAAGGGAUGUGUCCACACACACUCAUGAGCAGGUAUGCAUAUUAUAGAUAGUUUUGAAAUAAAGACCUUUAAUUAAAUAUUUUCUUAAUUGUUUUUAAAAAUAAUAUGACCAGAGCCAGAAUUCUGGUUAUAUUUUAAUUCUGUAAUUUCUUAUUUCUUGCUUUUCUGCAAAGUUAAAUGUAAAUAAUGUUUUUGUUGAGUUCUGAGCUGUCCUUAUUUAAAAUGCAAUCCCUUUUUUGUGUGGGAAUAAAUAUACAUUAAUAGUGUCAUCCCAUUUGUUUCAGGUUGUUAUGUUUAUCAAAGCAUCUAGAGAAACUCACUCGGGAGAGUUGGCUUUAGUCAUCAGACCAAAUGGUAUUUAUCUUAUAUUAUUAUGAUCUAUUGCUUCUAGCGACAGUAGUACCAGCUCGAUAAUAAUAACUUUUUUUUGUUAUCCAUAAUUCACAUUAGAGCUAAUUAUUAAUAUUGAUGAUCUCAACUCAAAUGAGUGAUGUGAAAAUUUUAAAUAAUAAAAUUUUGUGAACUUUAAUUUAAUUAUAAAAUGAGUUAACUGCCAGAAAUAUGCGUGAGUAAUCAAAACACUGCUGAGAAAUAAAAGUAAAUGCACUGUGGAAUAUUUAGAAAGUGCUCUGGUUAUGAUGUUAUGAUCAUUUCUGUUUUUCUUAGUAUUAUCUUUAUUUUAACAAUACAUUUUUUAUUUUAGAAAAAAAACUUAUUUUGAUAAGACUAUGCACAGCAAAUUAAAGUUUGAAAAAAUUUACAUUACAGAAUUGUUCUGUUUUGGAUAUUCUAAAUAAUCCAAAGUUAACAUAUACAAAUAAAUCACGUUACAAUUUUUACAACCUGUGUUAAAAAAAGAAGAAAAAAAACACACAAUUUUUGUGUAGUCUAAAAACUUCAUUAUUGUGUCUGUAAUAAACAGAAAAUAUUUUAUACUUCUAAAUUAUCAUCAAAAAAAGUUUUUAAAAAAAAUAUGACUAUUCUAUUUUAGUGUAUGUUGGUGAGGAUCAGACAGAUGAGCCAGAUUUCACCUACAUCCCAGAGACUCACCAAAUAGCUUCCUCAGCUUCUAGUGCAAAUACUCUAGAAUCCUCUCUUAUGCUUUUACAGGAGAGUCUAGAAAGUGGGGCUGCCAUAGCUCAGUUUGAGGUAAACACACACACACACACACACACACACAUAUAUAUAUAUAUAUAUAUAUAUAUAUAUAUAUAUAUAUAUAUAAAAGAAUGAGCUAAUUACACCAUGUAGCUGAGUUCAAUAGGGAACAAUAUAAAAUUCCCUAUAACUGCACUAAACAUAGAAUCCUCUCUUAUGCUUUUACAGGAGAGUCUAGAAAGUGGGGCUGACAUAGCUCAGUUUGAGAUAAACACACACACACACACACACACACACAUAUAUAUAUAUAUAUAUAUAUAUAUAUAUAUAUAUAUAUAAAAGAAUGAGCUAAUUACACCAUGUAGCUGAGUUCAAUAGGGAACAAUAUAAAAUUCCCUAUAACUGCACUAAACAGGAUUUACAUGUGAGUUCAAUAUCUGUGGAAACAAAAAUUCAUGCACUAAUUGGAUUCCUUAAUAACAAUGGUAGUAAUUAGUUUUAUUUUAUCAAAAUUGAAUCAAUUUAAAUCCGAUAAAAUAAAUAUGCUUAUAACAUAUAAAUAUAUGUAAUCUUUAAAAUGUAGGUAUUUUAUAAAUAAGAAAUAAUUUGAAAAUAAUAAUUGAAGAAUUAUUUAAAGAAUAUUAUCAGAAUAUGAGAGUAAAUGUUUUUAUACAAUUUUGACAGCAAAAUUAUAAUAGCCAAUUUUCAGGUUUUCCCAAUCGCUAAGGAAGCUGAAGUGCCUACUAAAAGAGCUUUUUAGUUUUAUCCCUCUGGCUUUUAGAUUUAUUUAACCAAAUGAUUCAGAGCCCCAUCUACAGUUUAUAAAGAUAUUGGUUUCUGUUUUCAUUUCUUCAGCAACUGUAUCGCAAGAAGCCUGGACUCACUCUAAAUGCUGCUAGGCUUGAUGCCAAUAUUAACAAAAACAGAUACAGAGACAUCUCACCAUGUAAGUCUUACUAUCAUAUUACAGGUUAAAAUAUUACAGUUUAAUGAUGAAUUUUAGAACUUGAGACUAAACAAAGCAAUACAUUUUUUGGAGAAAAAAAACUCUUUUUAAAUCUUCCCUUGAGAAACAGUACAUUCAAAUAUAAUAUAGCGCUCCUUUUAAUAAUUUUAACAUAAUUUUUGUUAACAGCCAAGAUUGUUUCAAGAUUUAAUCUCAUUUAAUUAUAUAAGUUUUGAAACUUUUGUUUUGACUUGUUCAGAUGAUCAAACAAGGGUGGUGUUAAAAAGUGGAACUGCUGGCGAUUACAUCAAUGCUAAUUUUGUAAAUGUGAGUACAAUUGAAACAAAAUGUUUAAAAAGUGAACUGUAACUGGACUUAUUUAGUAUAUGUAAUAGAGUUCUGUGUAUUUUACUCAUUUGGACAUUGUCGAUUCUUGAGAGAUCGAGAGAGAGAAAGAGGCAGUUUAGAGGACUGUAAUAAAUUAUUCAAUUAGUAGCGGCAAGCCAUCACCUACAUUGAACUCAUGGAUUUAGUUAACAUUGUAUGAGUAACUUUAUUGAAUCGCAAGCACCAUCUUCCGUAAGAAGGUUACCAUAUACAAUUGUUACAUGAACCUUAAAUGUGUGUCUUUUAUCCAGUUUUUUAACUAAUCUUUUCUUAUAAACCAAGAAACGAUUUUGUUGUUUAAUUUUGGCUUACAAAGGAAUCACUUGUUUUUUUUUUCUACUUCACAUUAGAUGGAAAUUCCAGGUUCAGGUAUAGUAAACCGCUACAUUGCUGCGCAAGGUCCACUACCUAAUACUUGUAAUGACUUUUGGCAGGUACACAGUAAACAGAUUUUUGGUUGCUUUUAAAGUAGUAGAACAUCUUUAUCUAUCUAUUAAUAGUGCACAAUAAUAUUGCAGGAAGUAAUCAAACCUUUUAUUUUUUUUAUAUUGUUUAAAAUUAAUUUUUACUGCAUAUUAUGGUUUUAAAUCUUAAAAUUCAUCAACAGUAAAAAAAAUGUUUCUUGUCGAUUUUUUAAUUUUUUUGUAAGGCAAUUUUACCAUAAUAUAUGAUUUAUAUUAAUUACUUUGAAUUUGAUGAAAGUUAAAAUUGAUAAAAAGAAUGUUAUUUCCAGAUGGUUUGGGAACAGCAUUCAUCUCUAGUGGUCAUGCUGACCACAAAGGUUGAACGUGGCAGAGUCAAGUGUCACCAGUACUGGCCCCAGCUCUACGAGACUGAAGAUUUUGGUGCCAUUCAGAUUACAUGUGUAAAGGAGGAAGAGACGCACUCGUUUGCCUUCAGGGAAUUUAAUUUGACACAUGUUGAGACCAGUGAGGAAAGGCACAUCAGACACAUGCAGUACAUUGCAUGGCCAGAUCAUGGGGUACCAGAUGACCCUAGUGAUUUCUUACAUUUUGUCAUUCGUGUUCGACAGAACAGAGAUGGCAUGGUAGAGCCCACAGUCGUUCAUUGCAGGUAUUCGAAUGGCCAAUUUUUUUUUUAUAUAGAGUACUGAAUCUGGGUCAAUCAAUAUUUAUUGCUUUUAUAAUAUAUCUUAAAAGUCAAAAUUUGUAACAAUGCUAUUGGUCAAAAUAUUCCAACCUGAUUAUAUUACUAGUGUCAUUUGAAAGACGUAUGUUUUGUUAUUUGACUCUGAUCCAAAUGUUAAAUCCAUCUCGCAUCUAAAGAAGUCCAUUUACAAAUAUUUAUUGUUCAAAUUAUUAGUGCUGGAAUUGGAAGGACUGGUGUGCUUAUAACAAUGGAAACCGCAAUGUGUCUUAUAGAAGCUGCCCAGCCUGUUUAUCCUCUGUCCCUUGUUCGGCAGAUGAGAGAUCAACGAGCUAUGCUUAUUCAAACUUCUGUAAGUUGAAUUUUUGUUUGUUUGCAGUCUUUAAUUUUAAUUUCGCUGCCUUUUUUAAAAUUAUUAUUAGAUCUAUUAUUUAUAGUAUAUUACUUUUUAUUAUUUAUAUAUUUUUUUUUAUUGUUAGAUAUCAAAUAAUUUAUUUUAUCUAAAUUAUUCAGUUUGAUUAAAUGGGAGCCGCUUAGUCCAUUGUUUUGUCACGUGAUGAGAGUAAAUACGAGUAAGACUUCUGGGAGGCUGUAUGCAACACACUAGUGCUUGACAACAGUAGCCCAUUACACACUACAACUAGUAAUUCAAGAUGCCUAGGCAAUGUUUGGCUUUUGGCUGUUCAAACAGUCAAGUUAAGGACAGCGGUAUAAGUCUGCAUAAGUUUCCGCUUAAGGAUAAAGAAAAUUUAAGACAAAAUGGCUUGACAAAAUGGAUCUUCGUUAAUUAUUCACAUGAAAUCUUGUUCCAACCGGUUAUUAAAAUAUUCCUUCGCCGCACAAAUAUUGAAUAAACACGCAAAUGACGUCAUGGGUAUGCCGACAUUUCGUCCAAUGAAAAUUAACAUAAAAUAAACAAAGGGGAAUGACUCUUGCACAAAUAUUGAAUAAACACGCAAAUGACUUCAUGGGCACGAAGCUCAACAACAGCCUGCCGAUGAUAGUUCCCAUCGAAUAUCGCUCACAAAUUUUUCUUGAAAUAACUUUCUUCCUUUAAUCAUAACUGACGUAUAUUUAUUGUCACAUUUAUGUAUUUCAUUUAAAAAACAUGUGUAUUCCAGAAUAUUUUGAAAAGUAAAAUUUUUAAGUAACAUGACAUUGGGGAAGCACUGAUGAAGACGAACAUUUUUCUGUAAAAUUAAUGGCAGAUCAGCUGUUACCUUUUGUGAUGGCUUACUCUCAUCGCGUGACCAAACAAGGCAGUGACCAAGCGACUCCCAUUAAGAUAAAUUGGAAAUAUUAAUUUUUUUGUUUUGCAGUAAAAUACUAUAUACAAAAAUAUCUUGAAAUGGACAUCAUUUAAAUUGAUACAUUUGUUGUUGGUGGUUUGAUUUUAAAAUAGGAAAUUGUUCAUCUAGGAUGGCACACAUUACUGAAAUACCAUUUUUGAAAUUUAACAUUAUUUAUGAAUUUUAACAAAUGAUUUUUUUUAGUAUACUAUUUGGUGAAUUUCUCUGACUUUUUCCUAAGAAAUUAUUUAUUUAUUUCAGAGUCAAUACAAAUUUGUUUGUGAGGCAAUACUAAGAGUUUACAAUGGUAAGUUCAAUUUCUUGAAGUAUCAUUUUCAUAUUUUUGGUAAUUAAAUUUUAUAAUAGCCUAACUUAUAAUCAAAUUAAAUGGUAGCCAUGGGUUUUCAGCCCAACAUUGCAGCAGACUCCUAACAAGCUUAAUAUGGAUGUUGCCCAGGGAAAACAGCUGAAUGUUGGAAUGACUCAGCUGUUUAGGCUCAAUGCAUGUUACUAAUUAAAAGUAAAGAAUGGUGAAUAAUGUUUUAAAUUAUUUUUAAAAUUUAAUUAUUAAUUUGCCAAAUACAGUAUUAAUAAUGUAAAAUACUGGUAUUUUGUUUGAUUUCAGAAGGUCUUGUGAAACCUCAUGAGGACUUCAGGAGAUGAGGCACACAUCCAGCUAACACUGUCAAACAGCACUGGGAUGUUAAUAAACUUUUAUGAGUUUGAAAAUGUUCAACAACAUAAAAACAGCCAUUCGAACUACUUCAUUUUCAGUUGUGGACUACUUUGUUUACCCAUGCAGUGACCUCCCCUCACCAUCUGCUCAAUUUCAAUUUGGACUGGAAUCUGUGUCAUUGUUAAGUCAACAAUUUUCAGGAUCUUCUGCUGACUGUAAGAGCAGAAAAGUGAAAACAGAAACAUCUAUUUUCUUUUGAUGGAAUUAUUGAUCACAUAAGACAAUGGCCAACAUGAACUGUUUCAAUAUGAACCAUGUUGUGUGUUAGAGUUUCCCCACAUUGUUGUGCUCAUUGUUUUAUCACAGUCCAUGUUCCUCUACUGUGUAGUCGCCACACAUGGAGUGACCUAAUAUUGCUUCAAGGAGAAAUAUUUUAGUCUUUUAAGAUUUAGAAUUGAUACAAUUCCUUUUAAGGCCUGCUAAACCACCAAAUGUUACUUGAAUCAAUCUUUCAUGGAGUUUGCUCAUAAUUCUGACCAGUACUGAGGUGCUCUAAAAAAGUGUUUAAUUUUUUUAAUAAUUUUCUAGUGUAAUUUGAUAAAUUUAUGAAUAUUAUAUAUAUGCCCAAUUUACUCGAUUAUUCUUAGAAAUGAAUGAUGUGUUUUUUACUUGAUUUAAAACAACAAUUUUUGUAUAGGUACAAAAAGUUCAUUUAAAUAUUUGGAACAGAUAGCAGUUCAUUUAAAUAUUUGGAACAGCUUUACGAUUAUUCUAAGAUCUUGGUGUUUCAUUAUUUUUUUUAUCUGGACAUUUUUUUUUACUAAGGCAUUUAUUGUAACAUUAAGUAAUUGUUACCUAAAAAAACAACUGAAAAAGACUUAAAGAUAAUGUGAAUAGUCCACAUGCUAAAUUUUUUUUGUUGUACACACAUUUCAAAUCCUGAUUUCAAGCUUUUAGUUUUAGGGGCAUAGAAUGAAAAAAUAAAGUUAACAUUAAUUUUGGAAGAUUUGUCCUGUAAAUGUACCAUGUUUAUGAUGACUGGUUUUUACAAACUAAAAUUUUUUGUUUUUACUAAUUUUAUUGAUGUUACAUUUUUAAAUAAAGGACGUUUUCAAACAUUAGGUUAAGAAAGCAAGCCACUGCGUUGAAAAUGUAUAGAAUCACCUUCUAUGAUUGAUACACUGGUGAACUUGUGUUCUAAAUCAUAAAUUUCAUUCAACAUUUUAAAUAUGGUUCUAUGUGAUUGCAGUAUUUCAUUAGCAAUACCUUCUUGAAGAUCCUCUCAAUAUACUAUUCAUUUUUUCAAAUAUAAUGUAAAACUUUAAUGUUUUGCAUAGUAUACCACCAUUAUGUCAGUAUUCACUUCCUUCAAUAAAAACACUUUAAUUUAUGACUGAUUUGCAUUUGGUAGAUAGUCUGUGUUUUAUCAAUGGUAGGGCCUAUCUAUGGAACUAGAUAGAUAGUCUGUGUUUUAUCAAUGGUAGGGCCUAUCUAUGGAACUAAAUUUUAAAAAUUAUUCCUUUGGUUCAUUCUUAACCACUGGCAAGAAACUGUAAUAAUAGUAUGAGAUGAGGAAAAAAUGAAAGAUACAAGUUAUUAGCAUUAUUAAAUGUGUAAAUCAAUUUUAAGGUAAGCUAUUGCAUAAAUGAGACUACUUGUAUUAUUUUCAUAUUAAUAGUAAAAUAAUUACAAACUGAGGGUUGUAGAUAUUUGAUGGCUUAAUUGGAUAAAUCUUUUUUCUUUUCCACUACUGCUGCCUUGAGAUGCGUUCAGCGUGGUUAUUCUUAAUGGUCAUAAAUUAUCACUAACAAAUGUUUGUGUUUGGAAAUGUCAAGAAUGAUAUGCAGUUUUAGCUAACUAUACAAUUGAAAUGAAGGCUCAACUAUUGAUUUUCCCAGUUGACAAUAUAAAAAUAUGUGGCUGAAAAAUUAGGACUAGUCUUAAAACUAUGAAAGGCAGAUUAGUCAUAAUUUACUCGAAAAAAAACAACUGGUUGUUAAUAUGUGUUGAAGUUUAUUGUAUUCUUACAAUUAUUGAAAAAUAUUUGAAUUAUUCUUUAUUGUUAGGUUCUUUGUACUAGACAAUUACACUGUUCAAAUUUAUGAUAAAUUAAAAGACAAUAACUUAAAAGAUAUGUAGUGAAUUUAACAGUGUAAUGUCAAAAUAUGACAUCCAAUGAAAUGAUGUUCAAAUAUUUGUCUUUGGAUAAAAUACACAUUAUUUCUCUUUCUUAUUUAUUGAUUCACUGACAUUCUCAAGUUAUUAUUUUUUUUGUGUGGCUAAGUGUAGAAAUUGUCAAGACCCGAUGCAUGCAAAAAUGUAUUUCCUAAUUUUAGUCUCAAUGAAAGCUUAUUUUCUAAACAUUUUUAAAUUUUAUUUGUAAAUCUCAAUCUUCAACAUUUCAUUUGUAUUACUAUAAACAGAGAAAAUUCUAAUGAUAAAAGAUGGCUGCCUCCAAUUAUGAACAGGUGCAUUUCAACAUUGUGUUAAAUAUUUGUCAGAGCCAAGAGGUAAACCAUUACCACAAUUUCAUCUAUGUAAACUGUUAUAAUACGGACAUCAAGCCCUGUUAUGUCAACAACCCAUAACAAUGUACAGUAUUAUUGUCACAAAGUAUCACAUACAGCUUAACACCAGCUUCAUAUUUCAUAUUACACAAUGUUAGACUAAUGUAAAUAUUGAUAGUAUAACUAUAAAUUGAUGAUUGUUUUUAUAAGUAUUGUGUAACAUGCACUUUUAUCAAGACAGAACUGUGUAUGUUACCAAAAUUACAUAUCAUUUGUGUUGUCCACCAGUUUUAAUCUGGGCUUUGCAUUUGCUUGGCAUGUACCUGAACCAACUUAGUUCAGUCAUAUUUCCCAAACUUUGAGAGUUUAUCACUACAUUUUUACUCAGUUUUUGGUUAGUCUUCUUUGCUGUAGAUUAAUAUUUAAUUAUCACACUACAAGCAGUUUUGAUGGACAUCCUAGGGUUAGCUAUAGCAUUAUUUUUGUGUUUGGAAUUUUAAUUGCUUAAAGAAAGUAAGAAAAAGAGAGAAAUUCUCUAAUAAAAAAUUAUUUAUAUACAAAACUUCUAAUAUGACAUGUCUGAAAAGUCCUACUCAACAUUGGGCUCAUUAAAUUUUUGGCUUCACUGUCAAAUAAAUCUUUGAUAAUGUCCUGAUACUCAACUGCUUGUGCUCUCUGUAUUGAUGUGGCUAAAUGCAGCCAGGGUUUUAGGCUUAUGCCAGCCAUGCAAACAAAUUGAGUAGGAAUUUUGUUUGUUUAACUGAGAUUAAGUAUGGUUCAGGAUUACAUCUUCUAUUAAUGUCGUGUGCCCUCCACAGACAUUGUUGUAAGUACUUAUGUUACCCUAUCACUGGUGCCCUGUCCUCAUCAAAAGUUUUAUCUCUGGUUGUCAUCAAUUCUGUGUAGUUCACUAGUUAUUUUCAUGACUUUUUUUCUGCAAACACUAUUAAUAUGCUAUGAAUAGUAAGCACUCUGGCAAUGUGUAACUAAAAGCUGUAAACAUUUCAAUAUUUUUACUUUUGUAGCGUGAAAUUUUAGUUGAAUCUCAUCAUUAUUUUUUGUUACAAUUUUUCUAGUGGAUUCCAUAUUCUAUAUAUGGUAAGGAAAUGUGUUAUUUAUACCAUUAACUUAAAUGUUUGAUCUUUCAUGUUGUUCAUGCUACUGAUUGCUUUUUUAAAAAAAAAUAAGAAAAUGAUGGUUCAUGUUUUAUUGUGUCAAAUAAUGGAGCAUAUAUUUCAUAAGUUUAUCAAAAAAUUAUAUUACAAAUAGUUUAAAGAAGAAUUUAUAUCCAUCGUAAAUUCUUAAAAGUUGGUAUAUGUUUUGAAGAUACUGACGCCAAAUUAUUUUUUAUGUUUGAAGAUGUUUAAUUGUAAAAGUGCUAUUUAAAAAAAUACUAUAUAUUAUUUAUUAAAGAGGGUGAUCAUGAAUUUUCCGACUAUAAAUAUUCAUCUCCCAUUCAUCUCGGUGUUAUCAAAUUUUCUUCCGUUUCAAAUCUAAAGGAGAGAUUGACAAUUAAUAACUCACAAAUGCAGUUGGACAAAGUACAUCUUAACAAAACUUUUAAAACAUUUAUUUUUGAAAGUUAUUUUCUAAAUUCAAAUUAGCAUUUAAUUCACUAUUUAAGAAAAAAGUUGAACUUUUUAAAAAGUAGAUAAAUUAUAGGAUUGAUUUGAUUGAAGUCUAAAAAUGAUUUUAAAAUAUUCCAUAAAUUGGUAUCAUUAUUUGAAAACUUGUUUAGCUCUUCUGUGAAUUGAUAAAUGUUUGUAUUGUUUUAACAUUAUAAAAACCUUGCAUUAGAAUAACACAAUUGACUAAUUAUAUUUGCACCAAUCUUUGAAAAUGCACUAAAAGAUGAAACUAUACACCAAUUAAAUGUAACUAAGGUACAAUUAAACUGACAUUUGAUGCUUUCAUUAAUGUUCUCCAUGCUUGUAUAUUUUGAUGUGUGUUAUAGCUGUGCCACAGAAUGGCUGUGGUUUUCUCAUGGCUGUUGUGCUAGGAUGAAUUUUCCUAAAGACUGCUGUCUUCAGUAACUUUUUAUCUACUUUUUUUGUUUACAAAGUCCCUGGGCAAAGAGAAAUGUUUAAAUCAAUAUAACACAAAAUUGAAUAUUCAUAAAAAAUCUUUUCAAAUCAUUUAUAUUUUUUACAAAUUUUAUUUUUUGGUGGUGUUUAUAUAAAUAAAAAAACAACAAAAGACUGUUUCUAUUCAAUAUAUCAAAAUACUUUUUUGGGGGUUUAUUUAGACAUUUAAAUCCAGUAAACUUUGGCUAACUGUCUAAAUUACAAUAUUACCUCGACAGGAUUCUUUCCAACUGAUUCCCAUUAAUUCAUUUUAUUUAAAACAUAAUUUAUGGUUUUUUAAACUCAACAGAGGAUUGACUUAUGAAAAGAAACACAGAAACAUGUAAAUAUUAUUUCUUUAAAAAGUACUUUGAAAUUCUAUCCUUGAUUUUCUGAAAGUCCUCUUUUGUUCAAGUCCAUCUCUACCAUUGCAAGCACAACAAAAUAGAUCUGUUUCUAUUUUUACAUUUUAAAUAUUGUGAUGUUGGUCAUAAGGUUAAAGAAAUAACAAAUUUUGUAUAUUUUAACAAAGAUGUAUGUAUAUUGCUGAAACUAAUUUAUAUCUGUAAACCCAAACAUUAGAGUGCUUGUACUGGAGUACUCCUCUAAGGAAAAUGUAUUUUGUAAGCAAAUAAACUAAUUUGUAUUUAUGCAAUAAAGUUAUUGACUGUGGUCUGCUCUCUCUAUCCUCCAGGAUUGAUAUAAAUAUUAUUGACAUAACUUUAUUAAGAAGCAGUUAUUGUAGAUAUCUAUAAUGUGUGAAUUUGUUCAGUCCAUUCCUUAUUUAAGAAAAAAAAAACACAACUAAAACAUUUAUAUUGAUGAUUGUGCUAAUCAUUGUUUAUAAAUAUUGCAUCGCCAUUUGCAUCUUUCUGGGAUCAUUUUUCUUGAAGCGUUCAAAUAAAGAUGAUUUUCACACAAA